CUCCUAUUCAGCCCUCCCAGCCUGGAGCUGAUUCACAAGCUCAGGUCCUGGCUAAAGCCCUCCCCUCUUUCUCUCCUCCAGCAGCUUUAGACAAACUUUUCAGCGUCUCUUGGCACAAGGCAGGCUGUACAAGCGCCUUAUUGCAUCCUGAAGCUGGAUGGAGGUCUGGUGGACAUGUAGUUGAUCUGUUUGGAUAGCUGCUCUCUGCGCCCUUGGAAGGAGAUAUAUACCCCGGCUGUGGGGUGUUCCUAUCAUUUGUCUGGGUGUUUAUUUAAGGUUUUUUUUUUGUGUGCGGGAUCUGCUGGAAAUCUGCAGGAAGGUUCUGUGGAGUCUGAUCCUGGGAAUAUUGAGACAGCAUCAGAUUGUCGCCGACCAAUGCAGGUAACUACACUGUUGCAACUUCUCGUUAAGUUAUUGCACACUGCAGGCUGCAUGUAUCCCUUUCCAACUGCAGGUCUUGUAAAUAAUUCCAGUGCUUGACACACUGCUUUAUAUAGCCAACAUUAACUGCUAAUCCCAUUAAUACAAAGUGUUCCCACUCUAUGCAACUUUGUAUUUCCCAAGGAUAAUCGCUAGUGCAGUUGUGCACACAAGGCCAGUGGUAAGCAAUUUCUGUCUGCCUGAAGUCAUGGGAGUUGCAUUCCACCAAGGCUGAAGGUCCAGAAGAUCCCUUAUUUCUGACGAGUACAAUUUGUUAACUCUGGAUAUUUAAAAAUCAGCAGCUAAGUCAUUUAAAAAAAAAUAAAAGGGUAAAAAAAAAAAACUACCUGUGUAAAAGGGGUUAACCGAACUUAAACAAACCGCCCCCAACGCGUGUUCUACUCUGUGUGUGGACAGGUGUGAACAUAUGUAUGUUAUCUGGGCUGGUUGUGGAUUCAGCCUGGAGGCAUUGAAGAGGUUAAGCCCCAAGCUGUCUGACUUAAAAGAGAGAGAAGGCUGUGCUGGGACUUGCCUCACCAUUCCAGCAUGUGUGUGUACCCCAACUUGUUCAAUCCAUGCAUUGUGUGUUUAUACAACCGGGACUCCUCCUUUCUUAAUAGCUAGUCAUGCCUGUACUGGCCAAGCUGUGCAGUCUAGGCUAGCAUAAAGGCUCAUCUUGGCACUCCAGAUGUUUCUGAACUACAUUUCCCGUGAUGCUCCCCCCAGUCUUAUUUCCUGGGUAAUGCCUUAUUAACUCUAUGAAUUGUCAGCAGUCUACUAAUAGGAUUAAAAUAAGUCACCUGGUCUGGCAAAGCAUCAUGGGGAGUGUAGUUCAGAAUUAUCAGACCCCCAAAGUGAAAAUCACUCAUCAAAUCUACUUUACCUUUCGCACAUGUAUACUGACUUUUUUUUUAUCUGGGCAUUUUGAUAUAUAUAUAGUAUAGUUUUAGAACUUUUUUUGGAAUGUAGAAAUCUGAUUAAACCAUUGAAUUCAUGUGCCAGGUUGUAAGUAGUACUAAUGUAAAGCACCAACGCAUUCUGCAGAAUUUACACUAAAAUAGGAAAAAAUAAUUUUUUUUUAAAACACCCUAUUGUGAAAGACUGUACUCUAGUUACUAGUUACGUAUUGGUAAAAGUAGUGUUGUUAAUUAUUCUGAAGUAAGAGGUUUUGUUUUCUGUCAGUUCAUAGGAUUUUUCCUUAAACUGCAAAUUUUAGGCCAAUAUAUUCUCCUACUAAAGCUUAAAAGUUUUUUGGCCCAGAAUUUUAAAUUCCAGAUUAUUUUCUAGCAAUUAAUGGGGGUUAUUUACCAAACAGAAAAUUGUAGUGAAGAGAAAACUGACAUGUAUGCUAUAAUACAUUUUGAAAAGGAAAUAAAAUCUUGGCUAUUUAAAAGGAAACGAUAGUGCUAGGAAUCCAAAGUGGCACCCCACCUCCCCCCCAGCUGAUAAAUGGUUAAAACCUUACCUGAUUCCAGUGCCGAUGUCCCUCAGUGCUAGAUCAGGCUUCGCAUCCGCUCCUCCUCGACGUCAGCCGACGAUGGGGACCCUACUGCGCAUGCGCCACGUGCGCAUUAGGACUUUCCCAUUGGAAAUCUGACGCUGGGUGUACCCAUGCAGAGCGUGCGGAUGCCCAGUGUCAUUUAGCGGACCUGAAGACCGCCAUUAGAGGUGGCGUUCACCUUGCAAGGUAAUUAUUGCAGUUUCUCAAUAAUUGUAGGGAUAAGGCGACAGGAACACUGCACCAAGACCACUUCAAUGAGAUGGUGGUCUGGGUGCCUAUAGUUUCCCUUUAAGACAAGAUUGUGAAAUUUGGUAUUCAAUUCACUAGAAUUGUCUAAUGCUUAGUGAAUAAGCCUCAUCGUCUAGUGAAUACAAAUAUACUAAAAGCUGCUAUGCAUCCUUAACCCCUUAAGGACAAAACAUCUGGAAUAAAAGGGAAUCAUGACAUGUCACACAUGUCAUGUGUCCUUAAGGGGUUAAACAACCUGUAAGAGUUCCUGUAUGUUUUUAACUACAUAACAUCAUUGGGUUAUGUUUAAAUACGUUAUCUUAGAAGUGUGUCUAUACAUAACAAAAAAACUUACCAACUGAAAGAUGCAUAUAGCUUGAAAAACUGAUUUAGUAGUAAGAGUCUCCAUUAACAGAUAUUUUACAUAACAAUUUAUGUGUUUGUAUCUUUUUCUGUAAGCUAUGAUGUAGCUGUAUACAUAUCUGAUGUUGGUAUUAUGAAAUGUUCACAAUUUGUAUGAAAUGAGGCAUGACUGCAACCAAUGGAUUAAUAAUUGUUUCUUUCACUAAAGUAAUCGCCAGAAUUGACACAAUUGUUUGAUUUUUGUUGUUGCUGGCCACUUUACAGAAUUCUCCUUAGUUGAAUCCAAUAUUGUCAUUGUGGAUUCUGUGUGUUUAUGCACAUCCCAUGCAUUCUUAAAUUAUUAUUUUUUUAAUGCUAAUCUUUCCAGUUUUAAAGAAAGUUACAGGUAAACACAGCCUGCUUGUCUUAGCCAUUCGACAUUUAUAGUCCUUUUUUUUGUGGUUCUAAACGUUCCAGAGUUUACUAGGAUAUGACCGCAGCAAUGUCUUCUGCUGAAGAAAGAAUUUCUACAUACUUGGUUUGAGUCAAUUAGAACAUCAGUUUCAGUAGAUGUAAACCGAAUCUGGGAGCGAUCACUUAAUGCUAAUGUAUUAAAUGCCACUCAGAACUCCGAUAAUCCACUCUUAUUUCUUGGACAGUUGCUAAUAUUUCACAAUGAUGGGCAAUAGAGAAAUAUGCUGCCCUGUAGUAUGUAGCAUUCAUGUGCCUUAGAAGAGAUAUCAGUUGAUCCAAGAAGGUACUACAGGCAGGGCUGGAUUUACACUCAUUGCUGCCCCCAAUUCCAGUUUCCUCAAAUGGGAGGAUAGGCGCUGUGUUGGGGGGGAUUCUUUUAUAGUGGGUGGAUAGAGUUUUUAGAGGGGUAUACGAGCAAUAGUGAUGGAUAGUGGCUCUAAACGGCGAAUAGUUGCUAUAGUGGCUGCAGUGGUAGUUAAUCGUUAUAAUGGGCAUACAGUGGACGUAGUAAGUGGACCUUUUUGUUUAACCCCUUAAGGACCAAACUUCUGGAAUAAAAGGGAAUCAUGACAUGUCACACAUGUCGUGUCCUUAAGGGGUUAAAAAAAACAAUCAAAACUAAAGUGUAUUCCCCUCCUGGCCCCCAUAAAACAAGGCAUUAACCUGGGCAUUUGAGGGUGGUGUUUUUUUGAUGCCCCCUGGAAAGUGCCGCCCAAGGCAAAUUCCUUGUUUGCUUCGUGGUAGAUACAGCCCUGGGUAAACUUGCUUAAAUAAUAGGUUAGGCUGACUGUCAAUCAUAACAAAAACAUUUUCAUAGGAACCUAAAAUGGGUACUGUCCUGCUGCAGUCGGAACAGAUGGAGUUAUGUGUCUAGGAAAACAUGGGUCUUGCAAUCCUUCUCACAAACCUAGUUUUGAUCUGUAAACAUGGCGCUGCUGUCACCAAUGAAUACAUGUUGACUGUAAUUGUGUUACAGCAAUCUCCAUAUCGUGAUUAAAGGGACACAAUAUGUAGGAAAUAAUCCUCCUAUUGUAAUGCAUUACUAUGAAAAUGCAUGAAAAGAUGAAAAAUACCUUUUUAAAGUUCCAGAUCUUGUAGCAAUGAUCUAAACUGCAUGUGCAGUUGCUCACCUCCACAGAUCAGGCUCUCCUUGGAACUGGGUAGCUGACAGGAAGUCAAAUUACUCCUUUGAUGUCACUUGUCUAAGGGGAAGUCCUAUAGCUGCAAGGAAUAGUUACAUUCUGCUAUGGAAAGGGAAACUGGAUCCAGGGUACCAUCUGCAUGGUAACCUUUGCAAUGAUGUAAAGUUGUUAUGGUGCUAAGUGUCCCUUUUGAUAAAAAAAAAUAAAAAAUAAAUCUCUGGUCAUGAUUUGGGCAUCUGGUACUAUUGGCAGGACAGGCAAUGCAAUUUAUUUACAUGUAUACAUAAUUAAAUGUGAAAGUAACAUCGUGUUUGGGCGUUUUUUAUUACCUAUGAGAAAAUACAGUUUUGUAUGAUUUCAGCUUUAAGCAAUAAUUCAGAAAAAAACUGACUCCCUAGAAUGUAGAUCUGAAAAACUUGUCUAAAUUUUAUUUAAAGUAACAAAUUAGACCCCUUAUUGCUGCUAACUGGGAAACACUAGAUAUAAUUUUUAACAUCUAUUGCAGGAUCAGGUUCACAGGGCCAGAGAUUUUACGGGUUAGUGUUAUCUCUAGAAUCGAUUCUCUUUGUGUCAAGAUCAUAAAUGUGAAUUGCAAAUAACAGGUGUUAACCAAAUAAAGUACGUUUUACAAUGGAAUGAUAAAAAAUAAACUGCCAACAGUUGUGAAUGAACAUACCGUAUGUGCAAUAAUUUCUUUACACCUACAAAUUAGAACCUCUCCAAUAUAUUUUCACAAUAGUCUAAUAUUUAUAUUUGGGGGGGGGGAGGGGGUAGUCAACCUUCGGCACUCCAGAUGUUGUGGACUAAAUCUCCCAUAAUGCUCUUACAGACGUAAUGAUGCCAAAGCAUCAAGGGAGCUGUAGUCCACAACAUUCGGGGUGCCGAAAGUUUGUCUACCCCUGAUUAUAUUGACAAGAAUACGAUGGACGUCUAAAUAUGUAAAGUUAUCAGUGGCUAUCCAUAAAAUGCAUGCUACAGAUAACUUUUAAAAGCUGCGUAGAGGAUCUGAUAGUAAGAUGUGCAUGAUUCGGCAUUCUCUACACCUUAAGACAAGUGUACAUGGACUGCCAGCUGACUCCCCUUCAGAAGUUACUGCAACUUGUAAAAUUCCGUUCCCAGACACAUUCCAUUUGCAGUGUGUGUUACAUCCUUUUUGUUUUAAGAUGUUCUGUUUGUUUUUGAGAGUGUCAUAGAUACAGACACUCCACUGGGUGCACCUGCAGCCGUUGGCCCAGCUGGGUCUAGUUUGGGGGUUGGGAUCAAAGACAUGGUCUCCUGUGUCCCAGAUGUUUGCUACUGUUCCCUGGCCAUUCGAACCAAUGAAUCACUAUAGGUGCUGAUGUAUAAUGCUCGAAAAGGUUGAGGAGGGGGGAUGGGUGGUGGAAGUGAAGGACCUCCAAAAUAAUCAGAGCAGUAAGGUGGGAAACUACUGUCUAUGGAAACCACACGGUCACUAUGUUUUUUUACUAAAUCCAGAUUAUUCUAGAAAUUAAUAAUUGUAUUUUUCUCAAUUGUACAUCCUCCAGUCUUUCUUUCAUUAUAAUUUUGUUUUACGAAGCAACAAAAAAGUAUUUUUUGAAAACCAUUUCAAACCUAUUUUUGUCUACUUUUGCAACUCUUGAUUUAGAACAUAUGUUUCAAAGAACACCUAAAGCACAUUCUAUCUUGUUGAAGUGCUAUAUGUGUGAAGUCCCCUUUUUUUUUAUUAUUUUUUUUUACAUAAAUAAUUUUAUUAAAAGUGCACUUUUAUAAAUUAACCUUUUCACACCCCUGGCUUUUAGACAAUUGGUGUUGUUACUUCCUGAGCGUUUAUUUCUGUGGAGCUGAACUCGAGGCAGAGAAUUACCCAGAGCCCCUUCUUUGAACAGCUUAUUGACCUGAGUUGUGUAGUCUGUGAUUAGACAGCCAGAAGAAGGGUUUGUGAAGGGUGCUCAGAGCAGGUUUGCAAACUGUUCUUUAUAUGUGUGUAUAUAUACAUACCAACAGAGUUGUGGUGGGAAAAAAGUGUGGAUGAAAACCCCUUCCACCUGAAGUAAGUGGAUAGUUAAUACAUUGCUAAACACAAAUACACACACCAGUCAAGCCAUAAGACUUGCUUUUCCCACAGAAAUCUAAUUUUAACAGUGCUCUCACUACUGCAAGUGAUUCUGGGUAGGUGAAUGCAAAUGAGUUUAACAAAGAACCACAUUUUGCCUUUUGCAACAGCUUUAAAACACAACUCCGGAUGAGGAGGAAAGCAAGUAAACCACUCGUGGACAACUGUUUCGUUGUUAAUGCAACUCAUCCAUUAACAACUGUCCAUGAUUCCUAGUUGUGAUUGUCCACUGGUCUUGAUAAAAGUCCAGUGGGACUGAAAUGUUGACACUGCUACUGUGAUAAUCUGUUGCUGCAAUAAAUAGCACUAUUUCUUUGAAUCAAAUUGAGUCCUGUGAGUUCUCUACUACAAGGUAUUUUAUUUAAAUGGCCGGAGAAAGGCACCUAAACAUUACCAAGACCGGGAGCAGUGAGUGCGGGAUAGGUGGAAAUUAUUUAUAUAAUUCUUAAUUAAAUGUGUGCAUGUUUUUAAUUGGGGUAUACCUACUAAACAGUAGUUUUGAAUUUGGGCAGUGGGAUGUCCUUUUUAAAUGUUUAAAGAGACAAGUGAGAAGUUGCACAACUGACUUGUAAAAGGAAUCUGGGACAGUUUGCCUGUGAAAAUAUGAUACAGACAAUAAUGAUUUGCAAACCUCUGUGUAAAGUAAUGUGUUCAAGUUAUCUUGAUAAUUCAUUUCAACAAUUUCCCAGUUUAGAGAUAUUCAGUCCAUGUUCCUUUGUUAGAAACCUCACAACUUGUGAUUUUAUUUUUUUCCUGUUUUUUUUCUGUUUUACUGACAAAUUUAGGAAUGCAGUCUUCCAUCUUUCCUCUUCCCCUCCAGUACCCCACUUCCAUUCUGUACCUUCUUCCAUUUUUUACUUUUCCCCGUCUCUGAGCUAGCGGUUUCUAAACCUCUCCUAUCCUUUCUCGAUGCCCUCUCGAUCCCCUCUCAUCUUGUCCAAUCUUUGUCUACUGGCAUCUUUCCUCAAACAUGACAUUGUUAAUCCUAAAAAAAGUCAUCUCUUAAACUUACCACUCCUUCUCACGAUUAUCCCAUAUCACUACUCCCCUUCACUUCUAAGGUUCUUGAGCGGGAUUUAUUUACAUGUCUAACACAAUUUCUCUCCUUGACCCACUUCAAUCUGGCUUCCACUUCGUCCAUUUUACUAAAACUGCCCUUACCAAAGUGACUAACGACUUAAUCACUGUUAAACAUAAAGAUCAUUACUCUUUUUAUCCUCCUCUGACCUCUCUGCUGCCUUUGAUACUGUUAACCACUCUCUUCAAACCCUCCACAACCUUGGACUUGGUGACACUGUAUUUUCUUGGUUUUCAUCCUACCUUUCUGAACGCACAUUCAGAGUCUCUUUCUGAGGUGCAACCUACUCCCUGCUGUCUUAGUUGGUGUUCUCUAAGGCUCUGUUCUUGGUCCUCCAUUUAUUUUCCAUCUACACUGCCUCUCUCGGCAACGUUAUUAACUCCUUUUGUUUUUCAGUAUUCUCUCUAGGCUGACAAUACUCAGAUUUACCUCCUCUCCUGGAGCAUUUCCCAAACUGCCUCUCUUCCAUCUCUAACUGGAUGUCUUCCUGUUUCUGAAAUGUAAUCUUUCUAAGACUGAACUCCUUAUCUUAUCCCCCUCAAACAGAUUACCUCUAUCAAUCUCCCUGCAAGUCUAUGGGACACCUAUUACUCCAACCCUUCUAGCUUGCUGCAUCCAGUCUGGCUCCAAAUCCUGUAACAUUCUCCUUAAAAAUAUUGCCCCAUUCACCCAUUUCUAACUCAAACUACAAUUAAGGCACUUGUUCAUGCACUCCUCAUUUCCCAACUUGACUAUUGCAACUCUCUACUCAUCGGCCUUCCAAAUAUCCGCCUUGCUCCUCUUCAGUCUGUAAUGAGAGCUGCAGCCAGGCUCAUUUUGCUGAAUUUCUUUAGGAAAGCUUGCCAUCUUCCUGGACGACGCUCCUCUCAUUUCACUGCUCUCAUUGCUUCCCUCACCUCCACAGCCCAGCUCACUCUCUCCGGCCACUGUUCGAUUCCUUCCACCGUCACAUUUAUUGGCAUAUUUCAACACAUACAUCUUAUCCAUCGACGUAGCUGACAAGCUGUUUGGGAAUCUUUACUCCUUCCUAAUAGAUUGUAAGCUUGUUUGAGCAGGGCCUUCUUUACCUCUUAUCGCUGUUAUAUACCAUAUGUAAAUUACUUGUCAAAUGUCCCCAUUUUAUAAUUGUAAUGUGCUGCAGAAUAUGGCGCUAUUAAAGUGAUGAUACUAACAAUAAUUCAUUUUUAUUGGAUCUUUCUAAAAUUAAUCUGUACGGUGAGGGUUUUUUUUUUUUGUUUUUUUUUGUAUGAACAAAGCGGUUAUAAAAUGAAAGUGUGGUCAAACGAUUACAGUUUAAAUACAUUCAAUACAUUUACAUGGUAGUCACCUUCCAAGUCUCCCCUUACUGGUGUGGAAAUGCUGGCAUGUAGAGGUAGGUAAGGAUGGCUGUGCACUGCAGUACUCUGUUAAUUUGUUUAUUGUGCGCAGUACAGCUUUGUAUCUAACAUGGGUAGUACUGUAUCCUUCUGAUGUUAUGUUUCCAGUCAUCCCAAUGACCUGUUGUGUGGUUUUCUCAUUUUAAGCUGUGUACUUAUCGUUCUGGUCAUUGGGUCCUCUAACAACGGUUGUUGUGUAGACACCUGGCACUGUAGGUACAUUUUUUUUUUUUUUUUUUUUUGAGGGCUUGGCUGUAUUGGUAACAAUACACAUAGGUAGAGAAAGGUAUCGGGUGAAAGAGAAGAGUCAUGAGAAGGGAAAGUGUCCCAGUGGGACCCUAGUUGUAUGGUGUUACUUUAGAGUAGAAUUACCACCUGCCCAUGAAAUUUUAUGUGUUCAUGCUUUAUAGAGGUUAUAUAUCAAAUAAAAUAACAAAUUUAUAUAUAUAUAUUCUCUUUUGCUUGUAGUAAAUCCCCCAGAUUGUAACCCUCUUACAUAAACAUACAUGUGGUUGACAUUUUUGUUUAUUUCUGGUGCAUGUUGUGUCCCUUUAAUUCUUUCUCUCUAACAAAAUCCUUUGCAGUGAUUAGAUAAUUAGGAGAUUUCGACCAGAAUAGCGUACAUUCCUAGACAGUCUAUUAUUUUUAUUAUACUGUGGUUUCCAAAUUUUUAAAGCAUGUAGAUUCCCAUCAUAGAUAUUUCCAAUAAUAAUUUUGAACUUACAUGACCUGUCUGUUUUACUCAGAACAAAGUAAUUUUCAUGAUUUUAUCGCUCUAAAUCUCGAGACAGAAAGAGUUGGCUGGACCUGUUAAAUGUCUCCUCCCAUAACAAAUUACAUGGCAGCUGUGCUGAAAUAUAUGUUCUCAAAAAUCGUAAACCUCUGUUGGUUAAAAUGAACAGGUAAAUUCACUUAAAACGAAUAAAUAAAAGCUCUCUUGCUAUUCUAACAGGCAGCGUCGUACUGUGGGUAUGGAAAGCAUAUUCCUUGUAUACAGGGCCAAACCUGGCCAUUACGGAGAAUUCACUGUUCUUCAUGUUAUUAUCUACAAAUCCUCAUGCUCGUUCGUUCUCCCUGACCUGAUUCAUGGACCAAACCAAGGACAAGACGUCAAGGAAGGACCUUGAAAGUAGAUGAUCUGGUGGUAUUUAUCAGUAAAGUUGUGUAGAAUUCUGAGACUAGAGAACGAGGACAAUCAUGAACGGGGAAAAGUGGUUACCUCACGUCUUAUUGGGGGUCACAGUUUUGUAAUACUAAAAAAUACCGCUCUCUAGUCAAAUCCUCCUUAACUCCUUUUCUUUCGCUUUUUAUUUUUUGCCCAUAACUGUUUUUUUUUUCUUACAGAACAGAAUGUUUGUUUUUUACUUUGUCAUGUGUUGUAACACUUCAAACCUUAGAAACCGUUCUUGACUAGGCAUAAAACAUUUUUCCUGGUUUAUUAAAGACUGUCCCACUGAAAAACCUUACUUUCACAUCCUUCCUGGUUUUGCUCCUCUCGACUUUGGGGUACCUAUCCCUGGCACAAGCAUAAUAUGCACGCGGAUGAUAUUAAAUAUACCUAUAGUUCUGUUAAUUCUAAGUCCUUAAUUAAAAUUGGUUAUCAAUUAAUACACCAUUUCCUUAGGUGAGUAAUGUGUAAAAAGUCAGUAAUUCAUGCCUCCUGACACCGUUCUGCAUUUAUUUUGUUUGGUUCGUAAACUAUCCACAAAAAAUGUUUUGUUUUGUUUUUUUGUCUGUUUUUUUUUUAUCUUUAAAUGUAUUUUUUUUGUAGUGAAAAAUAUAUAAAAUGUUUAAACACUGCACAUUUUUUAAAAUUAUAGAUGUGUGAUAUAUAUUUUUUUUAUUUUUUUUAUUUUUAUUUUAAUCUAUGAAUUUAAGGACUAAAAAUGCAUUUAAAUUCAUUCUGUGUCCUCGUGAAAAGUAAUCAGGCUGAAUACAUGGUUUUCUAUUAAUGUCUGCUUGUAUAACAGAGUAUACUCCUAGUAGGAUCAUAAUAUAGGGCACUCACUUUGACCUUAAAAGCAAACAAUGGGAAGUAAUGAAUACGGUCAAAUAAAGAAGACAAUAAGGAGGAAUUUUGAAGUUACAUUCCUAAGUCUGUAGUACUAAGUGCUCUCUACAACCCCCAUCACCUCUUCAUUUUUGGCCCAGCUUAAUAAAAAAAAAAUACAUUUUAAGACUAGAUGAGAUGUCCUUUAUUUCAUAUUUACUAAACUUCUCAAUGUAUAAUUAAAAGGAACCGAUGGAGUAAAGAGUACCCCUUAUAUUAUAAUGCAUUCUAACAUGAAGAAUAUACAUUUUAAAAAUGCAAAAAAAUAGUUAUCCAAGGUUCUCUUGGUAGACAACAGAGAUUUGAGAUAAGUAGUUUAUCAGCACUUAUGCUUAUCACAUAGUAUGAGUUGAACUGCAGUUUACCCGCACCCUGUGUUAAACUCUCUGCUAUGCUGUGGUCUGCAACUUGAUUCCUGGGAGAAGAGCGCUCAGUCCAAGUUAUACAUGAUCUGCCUAAUUGACAGAUUUUGGGGGCAGACUUACAAGUGUUGUUUUUGUUUUGUUUUUUUGUUUUUUGUUUUUUUUUAUGCAAAGUUAUGAUGGUGCUUAGAAUACCUCUUUAAGCAGCCUAAGAUCCAAAACCAACGAUCUUGAUGUAGUUGUUUUGCUGCAUAGCAGGCUGUCCCAUAAAAGGAUGAUGUAAAACAUUGCUGUUUCCCUGGAAAUGGCGUUAUUUACAUUUUGCCAAAACAUGCCUCUUGUGUCCACUACAGGAAACAAUAGGCAGAAUCUUCUUUAGGCCUUCCGUUUUUGUUUGAUAUCAUCAUGCAGAGAAUAGCGACACACAAAGUGUGGCUAUUGCUUCUCCUAGUGAAGCAUUAGGUUGGUGAAUCUCAGUGAUUUCCAUGCAUGUGCCAUAGGGACAUAAUGAUUCUCUGAUCUUAUUGUGGAUCGAUCAGACUACUGAAAGGCUACUUUGUUAGAUUACAGGUAAAUUUAUUUCUCUUUUUUAAUUUUUUUUUUUGCCUUUUUUUAUUUUGUAAGAAACGUGUGGAUUUUUCAGAUUUUUCCUUUUAAAAAUCCCAGGAAAAGCCUUAAAAGCUCCAUUGUACAUGAUGCCUUUUUUUGUGUGUUUUUUCUUUUUUUUAAUCUAUUUAUUUAUAUUUUAAGCGUGGUAAUGACUCAAUAAAUUGCAAUUCCUGACUGAACUUGAAUUCUUCAAUGACAUGUAUGUUCUAGUACACUCCACUUACAUCAUUUCUACUUUUGGUGUAGUGUGUAGUAUGCACACCUGAGUAUUUUCAUUUUUAGUUUACUUUGAACCAUUGCAAAUUAUUUUGCCUUUAGUAACCAACUUUUCAAAUGUUUUGUACAGUGACUCAUCCGUGAAAGUAAUCAAAUUACUCCUGUCUUCAUGGAAUCUCCAAACUUGUCAGCAUACCCAACAUAAGCUCUGCUGUUGGUCUUAUUCACUAAGGUACAUAUUGUAGUCACAGGAAAUAUAUGCAAUCCUGUAACAAUUUUAAAAUGACGUACCUUUUAUUAAUGUGGUUUUAUCGAUGUACCAAGUGAGAGCUUAGUGGUUAGUCCUCCUACUGAAACAUUUCUGGUACAUGUUUACUACGGAGUAUAUCGGAGUUGGUUACUAGUGUAAAUAUGCCAAUAUAGAUUUUGAAUUGGAGGAAAACUUAAUGCACACAAAUUUAUAUUGCUGUAUUCAAAAUCCUGUCUUCUACUUCAGCAAAUGUAUCAUUUGAUACUGUCAGAGUAAUAGAUUGUAAUUUUAAAUUAAACGUAUUCUGUCCAAAGGGUAAUAAAUCAUACUAGGUGGAUGAUAUACAUUUUUAAAAAUAUAUAUUUUUUUUUAUCCAGUCUGUGAGGGCCCUAUAUGGUCAUCUUCUCAGUCGCCCUCACUGGAAUAAAAGUUAUUUUUUUUUUUUUUUAAAUAACAGGUAUAUUCUAGGCUAAGUAUCAGGAUGGCCUACUAUGUGUCUGGUUACAAGCAAGAUUGCUACCUACUUAGUACUUAAGAUAUCAUAUAUGCUCUGAGUGCUAGAAUCAAGGUGUGUGGAGUGUGCCCUGGCAUAUAUGUGUGUGUUGUGCCACAACAGGAUUUAGCAUGUGUAUUGUGCGUGCAUAGUUGUGAGAUCAGAGAGUAGUUCGGUGCUAUGCAUUGAUAAAAUAGUUACUUUAAUACCCUGAGAACCACUUAUGUAUGUGUCAGUCAAUUAAAGCCAACUGAUCUAUUUUAUCAGUCAGCAUAUUCUACCAAUUUUUUGUAAUAGCUAUACUAUUGAAUAUCUGACUUAAUUUUUUAUUUUGCAGUUUCAAUAUGUAAUGUACAGUGUCACGUCACACAUUUACAAGCUUUGUUUUGUUUGUAUUUGCAGACAAUAUCAUGUUCAAAGUGGCCAUGCUGCUCCAAAAAAUAUAUAUUGCCAGCUCAUUCCAUUUUGCUUAUGUUGGACAUAUUUUGUCAUAUCUUUGCAUGAGUGAAUUCCCUGAGGACUAGCUGUUUAACGGAGUGGCUAUUUAUUUAUUAUUUUUGGAUAUUUGUUUUUAAAUUUUUAGAGAUGUUGUUCUUAUUGGCUAUUUCUUAAUACAUAUUUUCAGUGACAUUUUUGAAUGCCUUAAGACUAAAUCACUUCUUCACUUCUCUUUGUUACAAGCCAUAAUCUCAUGUAAACUCAUUUACCAGAUAUCCGGGGUUACUCUUCAUUCUACUAGCUAAUGAAAAAUUGAAUGGUGGGCCAAGAACUCUAAACAUUGGUCUCAGCAUGGUAUACAGCAUUUAAUUUGAAGAUGAAUGAAAUAGCCUUAGAUUACGAGGCUUAAAUCACUUCCUUCUAGACCCCUGCUGGAAGUAAGAUGAAAGAAUAUAAUAACAUUUGGGGAAGUUUGUAUUUUUUUUUAACAGACUUUGGAAAUUCUACUCUAACCAUCCUUCUGGCAAAUAACCAAUUUUUCUUUCCCCCAAUUAUUUUUUUCCCCUCCUUUUCAGGUAAAUGUUUGCUAAAUUACAGUUGAUUAUGGUGAUGAUGGGGGGGGGGGAGAGAUGGAAACAAAACCCCUCUUUUUGCGUAUUUAUAAGAAUUAAAGAACAUUCUAUAAGCACAUUUUCAUUACUCUCCUGAUAUAUCUGAAAACAUUACAGGAAUAUUCCAAGCACCAUAACAACCACAGCACAAUGUAUUAGUUAUGGUGCCAGGAUUACCAUGUACCUAAGCAGUCAAAACUGUUUUUUAGAAUAAUUUGGCUAGUCAUCUGGGGUCUGCUGGGCACCACUCCACUACCUCAAUCAGAGAGCGUUCUGUCUAAGCUAAGCUAGAGGUCAUUGGCUUUGCACAGCAGCGCCUAGCUCAAGAGAACUAACGAAGAUUCCCAUGCAGGAGCUUGCGGCUCUCUAGCUUAGGGUAGUGGAGGCAGGGAGCAGCUCUACGUGGACCCCAUUUAAAGGGACACUGUAGGCACCCAGACUACUGGAAUGUCCCAUGUCCCUUAACCUUGCAGUGGUAAUAAUUGCAGUUUCUGAGAGGGACUUCCUGAAUUGAAACAAACCUUUGGUCCGGUAUCUGACGCUGAGCAUCCACACGCUCUGCAUAAGGACUAACAGCGUCAGAUUUUUCCCAUAGGAAAGCAUUGAAUAAUGCUUUUCCUAUGGAGACAACCUAAUGCGAGCAAGGCCAUUGCGGCGCAUGCACAUUAGGUCUCCUCCGCCGGUUGACGUUGGCUGGAAGGAGCAUGGACAGAGCCUGACCCAGCGCAGAGGACAUCAGUGCUGGAUUCAGGUAAGUCACUGAAGGGGUUUUUAACCCCUUCAGCGCCCUGGGAGGGGAUGGGGGGAGGUGGGGGUAAGGGAGGGUGGAACUGCAGGAUUUUAUAGUGCUAGGAAAACUGCUUUGUUCUUAAAAUCCCUUAAAGAAAUCAAGCAGAAUGGGUUUGAUUCCAUGCAAUUGGGAGGCACCAGGACAGUGUGUUGUAGUGGUUAUGGUGCACAAAGUGAUAUCUUAAAGAAGUAAAAAGCUGAUAGACGCUCACUGUAAGGAGUACUGUGGAGCUACAGGUGUAUUGGGUUUUGUUUACGAGCAAUGCUAAAUCAGACACUGUUGUUGAUGUCCUAUAUUUGCUUAUGAGUUGGACUUGUUUUCUUUGUCUGAGCCCAGACCAUCUGUUAUUUAUUUAAAGCUUUGGCUUUGCCCUGUUCAUGUAUUGAAACCUUCCCUUUCCAAAUGCACUAACUCUCUCUUUUUUAAAACGUAUUUAUUUAUUUAUUUUGUGUCUCAGAUUAUAGAAGUUAGUUUUUCUGCCUUUUACUUGUCAUCUUUACUUUGAAAAACACGGAACGUCCCCUGAAGAGAGGAGACCUUACCUUCUUGGCUAUUUUUGUCCUAGUCACAUGAGUCCUCCUUCUACCAUAGUUUUUGGCUCUGGUUCUGUGCAGAAUUCCUCUCUCCAGAAAAAUUGACUAUAAAAAAAAAAAAUAAAAAAAAAGUAUUCACCAAGUAGAUUGGUGACCACUCUCACACUUGUUUUCAAGGACCCUCGUAGUUUAAAACCAUAACCACUACAGUUGGCUCAGCAUCCAUGUAUAAUAAAAGGAAAUUGUAGGCGGAUGGCUGAGCAACCCAACUAUUCAUUGAUUAAUUGCUGUCUUGGAAGUACCUGCAGCAAUGGCUCCAUUUUGUUAUAGGUUCCAUGCUAAGGUGUAUGCAUUUGGGAUCAAGUAAUUCUCUCUGGAUGGUUUGUUUAAUUGUCCUUUAUUCCUAGAAUGUUUGGGAGCUCUCCAUAUUGGCUAGUUAGUGUGUCCUUCUGUUUGAAGUGCAGGAGGGCUUUUCAUUCCCUGAUCUCAAGAGUCGUAAUUGUCAGCUACUGUGGAUUCAUAGAAUGAAAAACCAAUAAGCCCUGCUGUUCACUUAACCUGGAGUUGUGGUGACUAUAUGCAAUGCAAAGAUUGCAUAUGUAAACCAAAAUAACUGAGAUAGGGAGAAAACAUGGCUUGCUUUAGUGGCUAUGGUGCUAGCAGUAUUUAAUUGUAUUAACCCUGUUUUGUAAUAAAAAAUAGUCUUCUACGCGAUACCUAUUUUUCAUAUGUUAAUUCUGAACAAACACCUAUUCCUAUUAGAAUCUCCUAACCUCAAUGAAUUGUUCUUUAAUUAACAAGUACAAGCUCUAUGUAGAUAAUUUAAUUUUGCAUUUUUCUUUGUUCGAUAACAAGGCAAAGGAAUUGUAACCUUGUUUGUAUCACACUUGAAUGCAUCUGUUCUAACUCUUCACAUAACCAUUUUGCAAAUGCUUGUCCAAUUAUGGUAACAAACCACUAGGCAGGCAAUGACUAGGCUAGUCGUGGUCUCAUGAACCAUGUUCUCUUAAUAAAUGCUAAUCUUUUGACCCACAGUAGGAAACCACUUACUCAUCAAUGCAUAAUUGCAAUAACGUUGAAAGCUGCUGUAAGUUUUUAUAUAUUUUUAAUAUAUAUAUAUAUAUUUAUAUUAUGUAAUUAUGCACACAUUGCCUGUUUUAUUAAAUGUUUAGAAUUAAAGCACCUUCUUACCCCAAUGAGCUGAAAUGCACAAAUUGGAAGUUAAAGGACCACUCUAGGCACCCAGACCACUUCAGCUUAAUGAAGUGGUCUGGGUGCCUGGUCCAGCUAGGGUUAACCCAUUUUUUUAUAAACAUAGCAGUUUCGAGGAAACUGCUAUGUUUAUGAAUGGGUUAAGCCUUCCCCCAAAGCCUCUAGCAGCUGUCUCAUUGACAGCCGCUAGAGGCGCUUGCGUGCUUCUCACUGUGAAAAUCACAGUGAGAGCACGCAAGCGUCCAUAGGAAAGCAAUGAUAAUGCUUUCCUAUGCGACCGGCUAAAUGCGCGCGCAGCUCUUGCCGCGCGUGCGCAUUCAGCCAACGGGGAGGAUCGGAGGAGGAGAGCUCCCCGCCCAGCGCUGGAAAAAGGUAAGUUUUAACCCCUUUCCCCCUUCCAGAGGCGGGAGGGGGAGGGCACCCUCAGGGCACUGUAGUGCCAGGAAAACAAGUGUGUUUUCCUGGCACUAUAGUGGUCCUUUAAGAACCAUAUCCAUGUUUUUCCAGAUUAGAUAACUCAUACCGUCUUCCACAAUAUUAUGUUUCCUGUAGGAUUUUUCCUUAUAUUAAACAACCCUACAAACUGGCGAAGAAAACAAAUAUUAUUUCAGGGUUGCAUGGGUCAAAAAAAGUACAAACUUGGAUGUUUUGGAUUUUUUUUUUCCCCCCUGCCAAAUACAUAUAGUUAUUGGGCUUUCCUUUAUGUAACGUGACCGUGUCGCACAUUUCUCUUCCAUACCUGAAACCUAGAUAUCGGGGAUUGCUUUGGGAACACUAUCUCAUGAUUUGUUUUCUGAAUUGAUGAUGCAGAGGGGUAAUUACAUGUGUUAUUCAAGGGCAGUAAGGCACAUCAAAGUGUCUUCACCGAUCUCCAAGAUAAAAAUUGAUCCCAUCACUGUCUCGAAUAUAUAUUUCCUGUCUCUAACAAAUCCUUUACUAAUUAUGUUGCAUUAUUUUACAUGAUCACUCUUUUACGGUCGUAUCAAUAUUACCCAACAGUGUGCUUAUAGUUACCCUUAUUAAUGAAAUUAAUGUACCAUUAAGCAGUUUUUUCAACCAUUUAUUAGAACCAUUAGUCGUGUAUGUUGCUAUUUGUCUACUAACUGUAAAAGAGUAUCUAGUGCUAUAGUGUGGUAUUGGUUUUCUAAAUAUUUAAUUACUGAGCUGUAUUACGAAUCACUUGAGAUAAUGAUUUUUACAAAAAAUUACUUUGGGGGGAAAAACUUAAUUCCACAAAUUAAGACUAUAGAGUAACAUAGGUUUUUCUUGAUUUGAGUCCUCUGUUACUAGUCCAGAGUUGACCUGACAGACGAGGGUUAAACGCAGUAAUUUAUGUUAGAAGGUAGCUUAUCCUAUGCUGUACACCCCAGCACAUGUAAAUUGGUGAUAAGGGCAGUAGCCUCUGAUUUAUUGCUAAAGUGCAUUUCCUGAACUUUAAUUGGAUAUGCCCUGUGCCUUUUAAAAUCCUGACCUGUGGAAUAUAUAAAAUUAGUCACUCUGACACUUUGGUUAUUUAUUUAUUUUUACUUUCUGAAAAUGAGGCGUUUAUUGUCAGCAUUUUAUAUAAUUGUAUUUGCUUCUACAAGGCUUUGCAGUGAGAUAUUUAUUAUGACCGUAAUUACAUUGCACUUUGUAUUUUCAGCAAUAGUUGCAUGCAGGGAUCGUCUUUCCUUGUGUAGUGUUUGGAGAGGUAGUUUCUUGGAUUUAAAGGUUUUGGUCCGAUCUCUUUACUUCCCUUUUACAUAUUAUAACAAUAUCCGUCCCUAAACCACCCUUGUCUUAGCCUUUGCCAUGUAGGGGCAGAAUGUUAAUUUUAUUUAAAUUUUUUUUUAAAGGGUCACUUCAGACUCCUAAACAACUUUACUUCGCUGAAAAGGUUUGUGUGAAGUGUGUUCUGUUUUUUGUUUUUGUUUUUUUGCUAAAAGUAAUUAAAGUAAUUUCAUUUUUUUUUUUUUAUAAAUAAAUUCAUCUGGUUAUACCCCCUGGUUUUCAAGCAGACAAUCAGUCCUGUUACUUCCUGGUUUCAUUUUCUCAAUGCAGCUGACCUCAAGAGGCAGCAAUUGCCCAAAACACCUGACUUUCAAAGACUGUAUUCGGAAGUCUGUGAUUGGACAGCCACAGAAAGUCUGGGCGGGGUUAGAAGGAGAGGGUUUGGUUUGCAAGCUUAUUUUAAAUAUAUCCCCAAUGUAAAAAAUACACAAUUUAAUGCAUGCAAGUUUUCAAUUGGGAUAUAUCUAAUAAACAGUGAUUUAAAAAAUAUAUAUAUUUUGAGUUUUGGGCAGUGGAGUGUCCCUUUAACUGUUACUAUACAUUUACAUAGAAAAAAUUAGGCAUUGCUCUUCGUAACGAUUUCAAAGACCACUAAACUAAGUUAAAAAACAACAAUAACAACAAAGCAUACAUGCAAGGCAAAAUAGGAAUUAAGUUACAGUAUAUGAUUAUACUUGAAAAUGAGAGAAAUCUCAAUGUAUCUUUCCUGGUAAAAUAUUUUAUAAAUAAAUAAACUGUACAAGUCUGCCACAAUGGCAAUUUACUCAAUUUUGGCAUAUCCUAUUCUAACAACAUACUGACUGCUAUUAUAAGAUUAACCCACUUACAUGGCAAUUUUAGCCAUCAGGGGCUCUCUGUAAUGCAAGAUUUAAAGGGAUACUAUAAGUGCCAUGAAUACAAAGUGCAAAUGCAGUGCGCACAUUAGACCUUUCCAUAGGAAAGCAUUAGGAAAAAAAUCUGACACUGGAUGUCCUCAUGCAGAGCGCUCUCCACAGUAAGAGCUAUCUCUUGUCCAUGUAUAUCAUUGCAAGCAUGACCUGAUUCUUAAAGAGCAUAGGUGAUUUGCAUCAAGUGCCUUGUUGUGCUUUAUGCAGAAAUUAGUUUAAAGGAUGCUCCUUUUUAUUUUUAUAUUUUUUUUAAAUAUUUUUCAUAGGCUUUAAUUUACACCCUCACUUAUUGGUGAAUCUCCAUAAAAUAGUCUGACAAUUAUUACAGGGGCAAAAAAAAAGUGAGUCAUUUUUACAUUAGCUUAUUUGUAAUUGGUAUCUGUUCCAAAUAAUGUACCUUUGGGAGGGAGUGGACACCUUUUGUGUAUGAUUGAUUGAAUCAAAUAAAAAGGAACUGUCACAUACAAAAAUGUUGCAGUUCCUCCUUUUUAGGACACAAAAGAUCAUACAAAUGAAUUAUUAACUGGCCAUGGUCUCAGAUAACCAAUUUCACUGGGUCAUUCCAGGAUGACCGUGGAUCUUCUGGGAUUCCACAUGAUCACCAUUUUAGAAUUACUACUUGUCAAUGUGUAAAGGCAAAUGAUCUGCCUAUUCAGUAUACAAAGAGUCUUACUGAUUUCAAAGCAAGCGAUGGAUAGAAAUGACUUUUUUUUUUCUUUUCUUUUUUUUAAUGCAUUCGAUACCAAAUUAAAAAACUAAUGCAAUACAAAAAUUGUAUCCCACAUCUGUUACCUCCAGUAAGAGGGCAUGGCUGUGCCCCUACAUCACUGUUCAAAAAAUUCUCAAUUCUAGGAAAUUAAUACACAUAUUAAAUGUACUAUAUUACUUCAGGUAUGCUUUGUAUGUUACUAUUUAAAUCCCUUUUAAAAGGGUAAUGGAUGAAGCCGAGCAAUCAAGAGCCAUACUGUGACAUGUAAAACAUUCCACAACUGGUGUGGUAGAAAUAUUUGAGACACACUAGCAAAAUAUUUACUUGUUCUGGAUAGCUGAAUAGGGUAAUCUUCUUCUGCAAAUUAUGAACCAACUCAAAGGUGAAAUCUUUAGUUUCCCUACUGUCAUGAAAGACUCUAUUCUUUGAGUAUAAAUCCAUCUAAAUCCUGUGUAAAAUGCUUUCUAAGGACUUUGGUUACAUUUCAAAGCAACAGAUGUUUCACCUGCAGAGAGAGAUUAUAUGUCAUGGCCUGUGUGUGUGUGUUUACAUGUACAAAUAUAGACUACAAUGUACAGUGAAACAUUCUAAGAUGGUUAAAACGUUUAAGUCCUGUUUGCCACUUUUCUGUAGUUUUUAAAAUAGUUUGGAGCAAAGUAUAAAUUGUAAUUGGGAAGAUUCUAAGAAUAUUAGUGUCAAAAUUAGGGACAUCUAUGGAUUGGCAGGGAUGGAUGAAGGUGAGGGCUUGGUGCUCUCUGAGUUAAAAGGGUGAGGAGGGUUGUAGAAGGGAGAGUGGGGAGGACUUAAUACUUCUACAUCAUACAAAUCAGGGGGAGGGGAAGUGUAUGUGUAUAUGGGUUGGGUUGGGGGGGGGCAUAUAUAGCAAAAAUCUUAUCAGCACAUGACCGGUUGGGUUACACCACUUUUCAGUAUCCCCUUUUUAAAUACUCAUUUAGUGUUGGCAGUGGGUGGAGGGGAGUGUUAAUCGAGGAUAUUUUGACUAUUCUUUUUCCAACCUCAGAAACCUUGGGUGGGAGUUGACCACAGGUACAUGGCUUGUAUAUUUCAGGGCCCUCCCUUGUUGGGGACCACCUCCUACCUCUGGUGGAGGGAGUUGGUUUUCACUAAUGGAGUCUCUUACCCUAUUAGAACUCUGCUUUUUCGGUAUAGAGGUGUUUGGGAGGGUUUUAUGACUGCUCUUUAUUUAUUUUACACUACAUUUUUUUUUAAAUUUUAGUCUCUCCUAAACCUCUUUACUUCUCUCCCUUCCCCCCCUUCUUUCCUCUUACAAUCCUCAUGCUGGUGCCUCAAGCUCUUAUACACCAAAGCACCUAACCUUCUUUUCAUAAAAUGCUAAAGGCUUAAAUAUCCUGGAGCGAAGGACCAACCUAAGAGAUCUAUGGGUGGUGCGAGUCUCUGUUGCAUUCGUACAUGAGACUCCUUUUAAAGAAAGGUUACAUCUGCUUCUGCUUAACUAUAGGUACCUGAUAGUUCUUUUUCAAUAAUGCUGCAUCCAAAUAAGCAGGUAUAGCAAUUCUGAUCAUUAGGGAUAUCUACUUUGUCCACAGAGAAAGUACUUAUUAGCUUACCAGGCCUAUGCCUGUGCUUCGAUUUAUGCCCCGUGUGACCAACUCCCCUUCCCAUGUGAGUUUGCCACAAGCUCCUGGAGGAGCCUGCUUGCCAGCCUCCUGCCUACAGACUAUGGGCCCUGCAGGGAAUCCUGUAAGACUACCAAACUUGACCGACCGUUCGCAUUAAUUUUAAUGGAACUGUUUUGGGCAUAGGACCAUGUGCACGGUCGGUCAAAAUUAUGACUUCCAUGAAAAUUCCAAACCUCUGAAUCGAUCUGGGUGAUUUUUGGAUAUGUUGGUCAACCAGAUCGGAGCUAUCAGGGGAUGUAACUGGAUUAUACCACCCUCGCUGUUUACACUAGUGCAAGUUCUGCUCUGGUAAAUGUAGGUACAUUACCUUAUUUUAAUUAGAUUUUUCAAUCAGUAUUUACUUCACCAUUGGAGUUUUUAUUCCUGUAUUAUACAGUAUACAUCCACAUAUACACUGCACCUUAUUUGAAACAUCUGUGGCGACUGCUUCACUAUAUAUCCUCAGACGGGGAUUAUUCCGUCCAUGCACAGAACAGCAGAGCUCUAAAUUAGCUCAAUAAAAUGUGAGUGGCAGUUAUGAGAUUACAAGCCUAUCACUUAUAUAUAUUUAUACUCUUCAGCACCAUUAUUUUGUCUUUUCUUCUCAUUUUGAGGUCAACUGUGUAUAAUUAUCUAUAGACCUUUUUACGUAUAACAUUCUGUACAUGUACAGCGGGCACGGUUUACACUUUUUUUAUUUUCUUUUUUUUUAUUCACAAGGUCUGGGAAUCCUUGGAUUGUUUACUGCUGCCUGCAUAUCUUAUUUACUUUUGUACUUUCAAGUACUAUAGUGAGCGCCUACCAUUUCUUUUAUAGACUGAACAGAGUUACUCUUCCAGACAGUUAUCUCUAAGGGGAAGAUAAGUUACAGGAAAUGGAAAUGGAUAAACUCUGAAGGACCAAUGAUUGUCCAUAUCCUCUAUCUGCCUGUACAUCCAUCCAUCAAUCCCUCCAAUAUUGUUCUCCGAGUUCUUUUGUCAAAAUGGAAUCUUUUUUUUUUUUUUUUCUUUCCUGUUCAUAUCUUUAUACAUCUCUGCUAGGACAUUCCAUGCCUGUGUGUGUUAUCCAAGAAUACAGAUUGCUGUGGUCUUUGGUUCUAAAUGGGUUAAAUAAAGCUGUGCUCCCAGGUGCCCUUAGAAUACAAGACUCUACGAAUGAAUGAACAGUAUGUGGCAGAUUACACCACCCUAGCGCACGUACCAUGUGAUUUUACCUUUCUGACUCAAUGUUACUCCUUAAUCCUAUUGUUUCCCUGUUCGGAAGAGGCAUUUAUUACCUUUUGUAUUUAUGCUCGCUCCUGUUUAGAAACCUUCUCUAAACAUUAAUGAUUCCUCUUCUAACUUAGCUGUCUGUCUUUUAUUUAUUUAUUGGAGUGGUCACUUUAAAAAUGAUGAAACAUUAUUUUAAAUCAACUUAUAUUGCCAUUGUCAUUUCUUAAUUAUACUUGAUACAAUAAUUAACUGUGAAACAUUUUCCUUUAAUCAAUGUACCGGUAUAUCACGUUUUUUAGCUUUAGUUGAAGGGAAGGGGUUAGAAGAAUGCCUUAGGGAGCAUAUAAUAACCGCAUCACCCCAACAGAAUCUAUGUAAUUUGCAGUUUUCUACUGGGUUGGAAACUAUAUAUGGCUAAUUGGGCUAUCAACAGCACAGCCUAACUGGUCUAUUUAUUUUUUAUUUAUUUAUUCCGUUAAUCCUUGCUCCAAUUUUGUAUUUGGUCUUACAAGGUACAUACCACUGAAAUGUUUUAUUUAUUUUUAUCAUGACUUCUUAUGUCUAAAAACUCAUAUUGAUUUCAAAACGCAAUGUGAAGAGGAGCCAUAGAAACACCAUUUUUUUUCCUUCUUCUUCUAGUAGAACAUAAUGGUUAUUUAACUUGCAAAAAAAUUAAUAAAUGGUUUUUUUUUUCUCAAAAGGUCAUUUAUAAUGUGUAAGGAGAAAAUGCUUUGAAAUUGUAACCAUUCUGUUUUCUGAUACUUUCUCCCACCAUCCCAUAUCAUGAUAAACCCUGGCAUUUUACGAAAAGGAUAAAAAAGAAAGUGGGGAGACAAAAACACAUUUUGUGAAAUCAAAGUAAGUGUUUUUAAGGCUCCCUUGUUCUGCAGAAGCAAUCUUAGAAGGUUGAGUGACUUCAAAGCAGCUCCCUUCUCAACAGUCUCAUAAAUCUUACUUCUAAGUAUUAGGGUAAGUCAGCCAAGACUCCUUCCCAGCCCACGCUGUGGAUAGCACAAGUAUGUGUUUGUCUAAAGUAGCUCCACAGACCGAAAGGCCCGUGUAUGUGAAAUAUUUCAGUGAGGGAGUAUUCCUGCUUUGAAAUGGAUUCUAAGAUUUAAUUUCAUUUGGAUAAGAUCUUGUGCUUGGUUUCACUGGAAAAUAAAGUAUAGAUUUUUUUUUUUCCUAUUAUUAUUUUAAUAGAUUAAUAGGAACAAAUCUAUAUAUAAGUUCUGAGGCUUAUUUUUAUUUUUGUAAUUUUUUUUUUUUAAUUGUCUUUAAUUCUUGCAAAUCUGUCAUUGUUUUGCAAAGCUCCACUCCUCCAUCUCAUAUCAUCCUUACCCUUGCGUGAUCCAAACACAGAUUCUCAGAGAGAAGCCUGUGAUUGGGCCGCUUUGCUGCUCUUUUCCACAUAGAGAAAUUAGUGAUUGGACAGCUUUUGAGUCAGGGAGGGAUAAAAAAAAAAUAGCAAUUGGGCAGCAAGAGGACUUAACGCAAGGAGCGAGGGGACAUCAUGCUUUGCAUGCCAGAGAGAAGCUAAUUACAUCUGUUGCCCGUCUUAAGCGUGCACAAACGGCGGACAUAAGUUUUUGCAUAGAAUUGACAUUUGGCCCUCUGGGCUGCCAAAGUCACGUGUGCCGGUGUGCAACAAGCUCCCAGCAAACAAAUGCAAAUAUCUCUGGACCUUCAAUAUUUCAAGCAGAAACGUUGCACAUUCUGACUCUUACCACCAUGACCUCUUCAAAACACUGAAGUGGCCAUGGUGAUUGAAGUAACUCUUUAAUGUCCACAGAUGUGAGUUUUGUCAUUACUUUCACUAUAAAUAGGUAUACUUAGAACCUGUGUGAAUAGUUUCUAUAUUGAGUUUUCAAAAUACAGAGUCAAGGAAAACUAUUAACUGAGAAUAUAGGAAAGGAAGCGCAAAAUAUUUUCACUUUUGGAUUUGUGGACUGUUACUCUUGAUCCUCAGCCAGUCUAUAAGUAUUCUGUUCUCUAAAACGCUGCCCUCAAAAUUUGCAGUGCUAAGCAGAGCCGAAUUAAGAGCCCAGUGGGCCUGGUGCUGACAUUUUGUGAUGGGCUUAAUUAAAGAAUCUUAUCGACCCAAAACAAUCAUACCUCCCAAGUGUCGUGUCUGGUGGAGGUGGUGCUGGAGGGAAACUCAUAGGGUGCACCCAUGAGAAAACACAUACCGUAUAUACUGGUGUAUAAGUCGGGUGCAGUUUUGUGACCAACAAUUGUGAAAUAUGCUAUGCCUCGUGGAUAAGUCGAGGGUAAAACUUGGGGCUAUGAUAUUCUGUGAUUUUUAUAAUUCUAUACACACACACACUCAUACAAACAUACACUCUGCAUUAUAUAAUAUAUAUAUAUAUAUAUAUAUAUAUAUAUAUAUAUAUAUAUAUAUAUAUAUAUAUCUCAUACAAACGCACACUCUGCAUUAUAUACACACACACACACACACUCAUGCAAAUACACACUCUGCAUUAUAUACACACGCACACUCUGUGUGUGUGUAUAUAAUGCAGAGUGUGUGUGUGUGUGAGAACUGGGUGGGGGAAGGGCAUUUUUUUUAAAUUUUUUUUUAAAAUUUUAAUAUUUCUUUUUAUUAUUAGUUUAUUGUUUAAUAUUUUUUUUGCUUGGGGUGCCAUGGGUCUCGUGAGACUUGUACUGGGAGCUGCAUGGAGCUGAAGGAAAGGUAAGUAAAUGCUUCCUGCCGGCCCCCAACAGGACCACCGGGCUUGUAAUGAGCCCAGCGGCCCUGGUCUGUAUUAUGGCAAUGUAAGUUGCCAUAAUACAGACAGUGACUCAAGUAUAAGUCGAGUGGGGCUUUUUCAGCACAAAAAAUGUGCUGAAAAACUCGACUUAUACUUGAGUAUAUACGGUAUCCUAUGCUAAUCUCUCUAAUUUAUUAUUUCGUGUUUCAAGUAAUUCAUACCCACUAACAGCAGUGUCCAGUGAAGCAGUAAGUCAAUGGUCAGGGUAAAAGGGUGUGCCACUGACACGACUCCCAUAAACAGAAGCCCCAAAAGGGGUGAACAUGCCCAAAAAGGGGGCAUGUCUGCCUAAAGAAUUGGAAGGCCAACCUGGCAUGAAUGCAUGUCAGGCAGCCUGCCCAUCAUGCAGGCUGGCCAACUAAGGGCACACUAUACAGAAAGCACACUGAGCUUGGCAUAAAUGCGUCUAAUUAUGCGCGCGCUCCAUGCUUUCUAAGGACUGUCCCCUGGCACUCACAUGUCCACUCCUGGGACAGAGAAAAAGUGUAUGUAGUGAGUGUAGAAGAAAGAGGACCAAAAGUCCGCCUUACCUUAACUAAUUUCAUCAUCAGCCAGUCCACACAAGUUUUGUUCCCAUAAAUACCUGUGUUAAACGCUCCUUCCCAUGAAUGGUUGCCACGAACUACUGGAGUAGUGUGGAAGCUCUCCUCCUGCCCACUGAAUAUGGUCAAAGUCUGAAACCCCGUUUGGGAGCUUUCCCACCCAGCCGCUCUUAGUUGCUUUCCCUCAAUGCCCCUGGUUCGGCACUUUUCCUUCUUUCGAAUGGAACCGAAUGCUGGCGGCCGUUCCCAUGAACCAAACCCACUGUGACAAACGCUCCUUCCCACGAACGUUUGCCAGGAACUCCUGGAGGAGUGUGGAAGCUGGCCUCUUGCUCACUGACUAUGGUCCAAGUUUGAAACCCCGUUCGGGAGUUAUCCUGCUCAGCCGCCCUUGGCUCUUUCAAAUGGAACUGAACGCUGGCUCCCUGGUGGCCAUUCGCAUGAACCAAACCCACGAAUGGACCUCUGCGGUACUUAGCCGUGACCGCUCUGGAACUAAUUUCGGCAUUAGGACUUUGUGGUUCGAAGAUGACAGGCAAAAGCACACCUCGCCCUGGAACUGUUUUUGGUCAUAGGACCACGUGUGCGUCUAGGCAGAACUUUGACACAGUGGCGUUUCCCCUGCACUGCAUUGAUCUGAGCACUAUUUGGACAACUUGGGUGCUCCGAUCAGAGCUACUUUGGAAUGUAUAAUUUGUGGGAUUAAUGUGUGGGGUUUUUGGGGUGUGUUUUUUUUUUUUAAAAAUAUUUUUUUGUAUGGUUUCCUGUAAUGAGAGAUAAUUGAGUUUCUAGUCCUUUUUGACUCCAUUAUCUCUCCGACAGUGGGACGCCUGGGAGGCGCCUGUAUAAUUUUCAAAGGAGACCCCAUGCUGGGGGUCUGUGUAUAAAAGGCCAUGCUUGGUACAUUAAAAUCCGUUGUACUCCCAGAACGGUGUGUCGUCCAGUUACUGGGAGGGGAAAGGGUCUAGUCACUGUUCAGCACCUGGUUCCAGCUCGUGGAGGAUUUAGUGGGGAAAGUCUUUUAAGGACUACAGCUCCCAGGACUGUGUGUGUUGUCUAGUCCCUGAGAGGAACUAGAGCUAGUACUCUAUCCUGUUCCAGGGCGGGGAGGCUCCAGGAGGACACCAAUCAAGCCACACCGACUGGUGCAGAAGCGCUGAUGUUUUCCCAGUUAUAGCUAGGAAGCAAUCCUUGGCUGAGGUACAGGGAGCUCCACUACAAUCCCUCGUAAGUUUCCAUACUUAAGCAAGAGUAUGUGAAGAGUAGUGUUUUAAAAAAAUAAAAAAUUUUUUUAUUAAAUCAAUGGGCCUGGAGCUACAGCUCCAUCAGCCCCUAUGUUAAUCCGGCCCUGGUGCCAAGGUUUAUCAUCAUUCACAUGGGUAUAGGGGAGAAGGGAUGGAGGAAAUGGGUAUGCCCUAGAUAAUCUAGUAAGUGGGUAGCUAGAGGGGUUACAAUCCCUAUUAGUAUUGAUGAUGUAGCUUUUAAGAUCUUGAGACAAACUAUCAAAACAAAACAAGUGCUAUUUUGGAUGCAAAUUGCUAAAUGUUAAGAAAUUCAAUUUUUAUUUAUUUAGGGUGGGCCAAAAUAAAGAGUAUGAUUUGAGGAGUCCAUAACUUAUUUUAAUUUUAUUAAUGAAUAAUUUUCAAUGAUAUUACAAAAAGUGAAUGCUUAACAUAUGGAGAUUUGUUUGACUAGGUAUGGAAAAUAUCUUUUAAAUAAGUACCAUUUGCUGUCUCCCAAGUCUGGCUCUUUCGAUUGCAUUGUUCAUAGCAUUAGUUAAUGUUUGAGGCUCCAAUGCUAGCAUCUCUGCACAAAUAUUCUCCUUGAGCUGCUUAAGUGUACGCGGUUUGUUUACGUACACCUGCUGCUUCAGAUAUCACCACAGGAAGUAAUCCGGAGCUGAAAGGUGGCAGUCAAGUAACCUGGGAAUUUCUUAAAAUGAUCCAAACAGUUGUCUCAGGAUGUGGAUCGUGGCACUGGCUGUAUGUACAGUAGCACCAUCCUGCUGAAACCAUAUACCAGGAUGACUUUUUCUUCGCGUAAAAAUAAUGGACCUGCCAUUUUGAAAAUAAACUUUCAAUACUUGUCGUUCCUUCGUGAAAUUACCCACGAUGAGUCUCCCACCACUCAGGUGUAAUAAAUAUCUGCAACACAACAAAAAGGUUUCAACUACUAACAUGUUAUUUACCUGUCAAAUCCUACUCUGAAUAUUGUCCUACCCUGUAUAUGCAAAGCAUUGCUAACCCUAUAUCUUAUAGCGGUCAUUACUAACACUAGGGUUAGCUCCACUCAAAAGAUGUAAAGGAAGCCUGCCUGCAUAGUGCAGAACUUACAUCCUACGAUCAGCCUAGAUCAAGCACGUCAAACUCGUGGGCCGCAUACGGCCCACAAUGGGCAUCUUUGUGGCCCUGCGAGGUCAUGAUGGUGUUAUAGCAGAGUAGGCUUCUGCUUUCCCCACAGUGCAGGUUCCUACUCUGUUAAAACUUACCCGGCCAGGGAGGAGGGCCAGCAAGGGAGCUCAGUGUUCUUGCUUCUCACUGCUCCCUCUGUAGUGGUGCCGGAAUAUGACGUCAUAUUCUAGCGCCCGGCUCUACUACAUAAUAUUCCAGCACCUGGCAUCACUAGAGAUGGCGCGCGCGAGGGACCAGUGAGGAGAAGAUAGAAGAUCCCCACUGGACCCCAGGGAGAGGUCCCACAUCAGCUCCCAAAGGUAGGGAGCAAUAAAGAGAAUGAUGUCUGUCAGUGUGUGUGUUGGUCAGUGAGUCUGUGUGUGUUGGUCAGUGUUGCAUUGGCUGCGACUGGACAGUGGAGUACCUAGAGGUGCAUGGAGGCACGCAACGCCACAUGACAUCGACAUGCUCCACCUUCACAGGGUUUCAAGAAGUAGCGAGAGGAUCAGAUUUGGCAUAGGGUGGUAGAGGGGGGUGCUGUGGUUUAGUAGAGGGGGAUGUUUUUUUUUGUUUUUUUUUUAUAUACUGUACUUUUUAAAAUAAACCUAAGUUUCUAUGAAAAUUUAAGGUAUUUUUUUGCGGCCCACAUAAACUUAAACAUUGUUUAUGUGGCCCGUGCUAGACUUUGAGUUUGACAUGCUUGGCCUAGAUGGCCUUCUAUACUGUGAAGGAAAAUAAACAGUUACAUGUUUAAUGAAAGUUAUGUGUAUUUGCAGUACUGGCAGCCUCAAACCUCAGAUUCCAAUAACUCAAGUAAUCCUAGAAUUUACUAUUCCUUUAAGUGGAAACUUGGCUACACCCUUCUGCAAAAGCAGAUUAUUUGUUAAUGUAUCUUUAAUGUGUGGGAACACUGUUCUGGUAUGAAUACUGCUAAAAAUAACUAGUCUGUCGUAUUCACAGACUAGCUAAAAUGUUUUUUGUUCUGAUUAGAAUACUGAUAUUAAAGGCUUUAUUUUAAUCACCAUAGUAACGUGAUGGGUAGAUUUUAAACUGAAUCGUUUUCAGUUAGCUGUGUAUCUAUUGUCACAACUGACACAAUUAUAUUGUGUAUUAUAUAUAUUUUUCAUUCAGAUCUGAACACUGUGGAAUCAAAGUCCCAUUACAUAUUUUUGUUUUCUUUUUCCUUUGAUGUUUUAAGGAUGCUAAUUGUGUGUACUAGUUGUAUUGCCAACAUCCACAUCUUAUAGUCAAGCUCCUAAUUUAUCGUGAAUUCGAUCCAUCUGGGAUAUAUUUUGGUUUCAAUAUCAUCAUUUACAGUUUUUGCUUUCUCUUGGUUUGUAGGUUACACAGAGCACGCUCAGACUGCACUGGGUAUGGACAACUCUCCUGACUCUUGGAGGUCAACAAUAGUUUGUGAGGUGAGGUUCAAAGCGAAAAUAAAGAAUUUGUUUACUGCUUAAGGUUGGAUUUUUGGAGAAGCCCAUCAGCCAUGCCUUUUAAGCUGAAACUAAGGAGGACCAAACGCUACAAUGUAUUGAGCAAGAACUGCUUUGUCGUUCGAAUCCAUCUGUUGGAUGACAACAAGAUUGAGCUAACGCAAGCAAUGGAUAGCACUGGGUUACAGUGUCUGGAGGCUACUGCUCAAAGACUGGAGUUACGAGAGGUAAAGAGACUUUUUUUUUUUGCCCUUCAUAUAUGUUAAGCUAGUAAAACCGUGGACCGGUCACAUUUUAUGUAUCUUUCUUUUUAUAAAAUUAAUAGUCUCAUGAGACAUUUAUGUAAAUUAUUUUUGUACUUGAAGCACAUGGUGACCUGUACGGUUCUUGGAGCUGAUUUUAUUUAUUUUUAUUCUGGCCAUUCUUGUUGUUGCAUGUUAUUAGACCUGUAUUAUUAUGCAUAUGAGGGAGCAGAAAAUUGACAUUUAUGGAUUAUUCUAUCAAACAGCAGCUGCCCCUGGCAUCUAGAACAUACAGUGUCUUUCUGAGCCUUCCAAAGCAUUUCAAAAUGAAUACUUAUUACUUGAUCUGAUUUUUAAGUCUAGCCGGUAAAAACAAAACACAAACUGUUUUUUAUUGCAGAUAAAAAACAAACAAAAAAAAAAAACCUUUCCUAAAGUGAAAUUGUGUCCUUUGACCAAAAAUUUUCCCAGUCCACUCCAAAUGUAGAAAACCGUUAAUCUAUUAUUAUAACAUGCAAAUUGCAAGGAUGCACCUCAUGGAACAUUGUGCAACAGAAUCUACUACUUUUUAUUUUUUUUAAAUUUUAUUUAUUUUUAUUUUUUGUUUUUUAAUGCCUGAUGCUUGGCUUUUUGAGAUUGCAUUUUGACUGCAGAUAUAGCACCUCCCCUUCUCCUGCCUCUUAUAUAAUAGGAAGUGAGAGACAAACUAGGAAAUAGACUUUUGGCUUCUGGGAAGUAAAGUUCUCCCACAGGUUUAUCCUCGUGUCCAUGGACCUGCUUCUGUUCACUUGAGUAUGUGCUUCUCAUUUACCCUGCACUCAGGCUAUAUUUAUCAUUGUUGCCAGGUGCUAGAUGUUGUGACCCAGUCAUACAAAUACAAUGAAUUGUGAUAUCAGCACUCAAGGACUUUUUAUACAAAUCUUCAUUUUAUUCCAUUUUUCAAAGUGUUAAAAAGAGCAGUGUCGACCAGCUUGAACUUUCAUCAGGCCAACAAAAAUUUGCUUAAUUAAGCCGUUUUGGUAUUUAGAUCAAGUCUGGCUGCUCAAUUCUCUGCCAUUUAGAAGUUAAAUCACUUUUUGUGCAGCCCCAGUCACACCUCCCAGCUUGUGACUUACACAGCCUUUCUAAACUCUUCCGUAAAGAGAUAUCUAAUAUUUAAACUUCCUUGUAUUGCAAAUUAUGUUUAGGGCUGCACAAACAGAAAUAAAGUGAUUCAACUCCUAAAUGGCAGAGAAUUGAGUAGUGAAACAUCAAAUGCUUGAUCUAUACACACAAUCUGAUUCAUUAAGGUAAAGUUGUUCUGGUGACUAUAUUGUCCCUUUAACCUGCUGUUACCAUGUGGUAAAAACUUUUUGGAAUACUACUUUGCUUCCACUGAUGUCAUUAGUAGAACCAGUAUUGGCCAGGAGUGUCUCAGCCGUGUAAGUUGAAAUUUACUUAGAAAUUAGUAUGCCUCAGUAUGCCACAUCUGUGAACUAUUUGUUUUGUAAGCCAGUGUAUCUCAGUAGUUACUUUUGCCAAUUUCUAUAAUGAUCAUCAGCAAUCACUGGGGCAAUGUUCCAAGAUCUCUUGGAAGAUGGAAUUCUCCAAUCCAACUUUACCCUAAGCCAUAAUUCUUUACCAAGGGAGAUCUCAUCCAUUUUUAAAUUGGUUAGAAUAGUCUUCAUUUUUUUUCUUCUUCCUUAGGAUGACAAUGUCUAGCUCCAACAGUUGGAUGGUGAGCGCUAUAGUUCCCAACCUAGUAUAUGUGCUUUUGGUAAAAAGUGUGGUUUGUAUAUAUAUAUUCAGCAAGCAGAAAAUAAAAUUGUAUUUUUAUUUUCUUGUACAUAGUUAAAGGACAAACAAACUUGUUUUCCUGGCACUACAUAGUCCUUAGGUUCCCCACCCUCAGGGCCCCCGUCCCGCUGGGCUGAAGGGGUUAAAAAACCUUCAGCCACUUACCUUAAAUCCAGCACCAGGCUCCCUCGGCGCUGGUGACCUCUCCUCCCCAUCUGACGUCGGCUCCUGAGUGGUGCCGAAUGCGCGUGCGCGGCCAGAGCCGAGUACGCUUUCAAACCGCCCAUAGGAAAGCAUUACUCAAUGCUUUCCUAUGGACGUUCUGCGUGCUCAAUGCGUCUCUAGCGCAGGAAGACAGCCACUAGAGACUGGAUUAACCCUGCUAUUUAAACAUAGCAGUUUCUCUGACCUGGCACCCAGACCACUUCCUUGAGCUGAAGUGGUCUGGGUGACUAUAGUGGUCCUUUAAUAUAAAGUGUUACUUGAACUACCUCCUCUAAAGAUGCUUGUUUUUGUUUUGUUGUGUCUUAGACCACUUGAGGGCCUCGUUUGGGCAGGCGGGCAGAUAGGAACUGAGACUAUAUUGAGACAUUUUAUACUUUCUACAAUUCGAAGAUGGUACUGCUUUCAAAUAAAGGUUAUUUGAGGUUCCAGACUUGGCUACUUUGAAAUAUGUAUGUUAACAUAUGACUGUGCUGCCAUAACUUGGGAGAACACAGCAGGUUUUAGAUUGCAACAUACAACCCUUCUGUGCCCACACACUAAAGAAUGAGAGGUCAUGUAGAGAGCUGUGCCUACACAUCUGUGAAAUGUGCUGUUUUUUCUGUUUGUGACAAUACGCAGUUUAUGCUGCAAUUGUAAAACUAAUAAUUGGAAGAUUGUUUUAUAGGAAGCCUCCCCUUAUAAGACCUAGAAAAACCUUUAUUAAAGAGACAUUCUAAGUACCAUAACCACUGCAGCUCAUUGUAGUGGCUAUGGUUAUAGGAAACUGACUGUACAUUCUGUGUCUCAUUGUUUUUGAGCAGUUUGACACAGGAGCACAUGGACCCAGCUUGCGGCAUUGCUAAUGUGGCACAAAAACUUCUGUAUUAGCAAUGUAAAUUUUGCCCAAAUUUGCAUGACAUUAAUUGGCAAAGCAUGUCAGCUGACUAUUUCGGCCAACGAUCAGCUGACUUCUUCCAAAUGCAGUUUGCAAUCUCGCUCUCGAUUGAUAGGCAUUUUGUCAAAAUGUUAGUGAGUUUUGAACAAUAAUUUUAUAGGCUUUCUAUAGUGCUAGGUGGAAAAACUGUGCAACACUUGCAUACGCAAAGAGUGCCAGAAAAACCUGACGCAAAAAGGCAAAUCAGGUUUUUAAUACAUAAUUGGGGAAAGGGUAGAAGAUUGAAUUGAUGAAAUAGUACUUCCAAAGAGCUUUAAAAAACAAGCAAUUACUACAAUCAAAGUUCCUAAUAAACCUAAUCAAGGUUCCUGAACAACAUGGGUGUUGCAGAAUGGAUGGAACAUCUACUUAUGUGACAAAACAUGACCAAAGCUUCACCAGUGGAGGUUUGUAGAAACUUGCCAAAGUUGCAGCGGUGCCAUUGACUGCCAAGGUGUGAUAGAAGAUGAUGUUGUACAGGAAGAAGGUUGGUUGUUGACAUUCAGAGAUGUAGGAUCCUCCGUCAAUGGAAUUUUGUCCCAAUGAUCUCAGUAGACUGCCCCGGUUUUAAAAACCCAAAGCAUAUACCAAGGAGUAUAGAUCAACAGCACAAGAGUAGGUAUCUAUGUGCAAGAAAAUUUACGAUAAUUAAGCUGUGCCUAUUCACCAAAUAGAUUACCCACUGCUGGGCCAUUGGUGCAUGUUGAGUUUUUAAUGCAAAAAUCUCAAAGUAAAUCAAUCGCUAUGGAAUCCAAUGAAUCUGGUGGUUGAUAUUUUUCAUUUCUUGCAAUCUGUUACAGAACUAUUUCUUUAAAUCUAACCUUGCCAAACACAGCGCCUACUUGAGGAGCAAUCCGUUAAGAUCUAUAGAAUAUAUUUAUAAAUAAUACAUCCCCGUCUCCGUUUGUAGCCCCACGGAGAAAAGCGCAGCUUAGCAGAGGGGACCUUGACAGGGCUUGGAGGCGGGCUUAGGGGGAGCCUGAUGGUGAUUGAGUAGUGGUUGGGCUGAUAUAAGUGUCGUUCAUUUUGAGAAAUCCCCAUUACUAAUUUGACUUACCAGCCUGGUAAAAGGAAGGUUAAGGGGGUAAUGGUCUGCUUUGGUAAGAGAAGAGCUAGAGUAGUUAGUUGGCUGGUUAAUAUGGUUGGUUACCUGUUGGUAACAUGUUGGUGGGUUUCAAGGUCGUUGGUAGCUCAGUACUCGGGUGGUGUAGGGGUAUCAAUGUAUACCCCUGCCAGGAUCGUGUGGGGAAAAUGUUGGCUCUUGUUUUGUUAAAUUUACCUGGUUGCUAUACUAUGUUAUAUCAUGGGUCAUUGCCUUGUAAUUUGAUAUGUUGGGAAGUGAUAAUGUUAGAUGGCUGAGGCUUUGGGGGUGGGGCAAUAACUUUAAAAAGUUAUUCAUAUGUUGUUAUUAUGACUAUAAUAAAAUUAAAUCUGUGGACAUAUGGACCCAUACCUAAGAGUGUCAGUGUUUUAUUAAGGGUGGGUCGGUAUAAGGUAGUAUACAGCAUCUCCUGCGCAUAUGGCGACAAUGCACCAGUCAUGUGUUCCCUUUUGCCUGUUGAUCCUACCAUUUAUCAUGCAUGUUCCCAAUGUGAAAUAGUUUCAAAAAUAAAAAGUGUAACCACCGCACUGCUUGUUUUUAAUUUGGAACAAGAACUACUUAGAAAUGUUAGACAACACAUUUGACAGAGUUUACAUUCCUGUCCUUGCUGCUGGCAAAUAUAAUGCUCCCUGCAAUGUGGGCUUUGCUAGAACAGCUUUAAUGGUAACGAAGUACAUAAUACUUUUAUAUUUUAUUACGAGAACCCGGUCCAUGUCUCAUCAUCCUCUUCCCUUCUCUUUCUCUGACACCUCAUCUCCUCUUCCAUCAUUCUGUACAACUGUUUUUAGACCAUCUGCUUUGGAAUAAAAUUGUUUAUCCGCAGAGUAAGAGGUUUUUAUAUAAAAACAAGACUGUUUAAUAUUGGAGUAAACACAAAGAAAUGUUAAAAGUAUUGUAAAUUAGAAAGUACUUUUCUUUUUCUUUUUUUUCUUUUUUUGUUAAAAAGCAAGUAAUUAUUUUGUGUGGCCUCCUUAUUAUAUGAUAAAGUGAGAAUAAAAAGAAAGAGGACACACUAACGACUGAAGCAUCAGUGGAAGUUACAAACACAUGCAAGCAAUGUAUAUAAAGUAUUUAAAGGUCACAGUCUUGCUUGACAGACGUAAAUCCCAUGAAAAGCUAGGGAUUGUCACGUGGCACCACAGGAAAUGGUCUUGUGGAGUUCAUUGUAGCGAAGAACGAAUUCUUACAGAAACGUAGUAUCCAAAAGCGAAAAAGAAAUCUAUAAAAAGACACCGUGGAUGGGGAUCUAGGGAAAAUGUACAUUCUAAUUGGUUUUUUUGUUUGUUUUAUGAAAUUUGUCAUGCAUAUGUAAUUCUGGCUUCCUAAUUUGCUAUAUCUGUCUGAUGGUCCUCUGUCUCCAAAAUAGUUUGAAUUGUUCAUGGUAUGGCUUCCGCAACAUGAAGCAAACAUUACUUUGCUAUUAUCAUGCAUGCAGACUACAUUUAUGGGUUCAUGAUGUGAAUUUGUUAUCCUCAAGGAACAAACUUAUAUAUCUUUUUUUUUUUUUUUUUAUAUUGUGAAUUUUUCACCACAUGGAUCUGCAGCUAUUUUAUAGGGAUAUCGAAACAAAACAACUUUAGCAUAAUUAAUUAGUUUUGGUGUAUAGAUCAUGCCCCUGUAGUCUCAUUGCUCAAUUAUCUGCCAUUUAGGAGGGAAAUCCCUUUUGUUUAUUUUUACACCUGCAGAAGCUGUGACUUAUACAGCCAACAUGAAAUUAAGGCACCGUGUGUUUACUUAGAAGUGUUUGUAUCUCCUGAUCAGUUAAUUGGACUUUAAUCACACCCAGACUCCUGUAGGGUCUAGAAGACCAUUAAUAGAGCAAGAUUUAGAAAUUCUAAAUUGAGCAGAAUGUGCAAUAAAGGAUGUUUUAUACUUUAUCUCUCUCUUUGCAGGAAAUAUGUAGGGAGACCGUGUUGGUCACAUGUAGUGGAGGCGUGACUAGAGUUGUUUAAACAAAGUGAUUUAACCCCUAAAUGGAAGAUAAUUAAGCAACUAGACUGUAGGGGCAUGAUGUACAUACCAAAACUGCUUCAUUAAGCUAAAGUUGUUUUAGUGCUUAUAGUGUCCCUUUCAUAAUCUCCGUUUACCUAGUAGUACUGUUUGUAAACUAGUGCCUUGUAUGGGAAAAUCAAUCCACUUACCUAGGGAGUAAUGUUUAAAUAGAAGAUGUUUUCAUCCUAUACUUAUUGCUGGAUGUUUAUUACCUAUAGCCAGAGUGAGUAAAUCUCAGACGAUUCUUGGAGACCUUACGGAAGAUAUUUACGACAUGACUCUAUUAAAAUAAUUGCUACAUCUUCUUUAUUAUGUCUCAUUAGGUAUUACGAUCACUUUAAUGUUCGCAGACUACCAUCCACCUAUUACCAUCCAUGUUGCUUUAAGCAUUUCUAACUUUAUAUUACUGCUGGACAGGUGGGGAGUCAAUCUAUGAUAUAUGACUGUAGAAUAUUGCAUAUUCUAUUCACAUUCGAUAUGGGUGUUGUUUCUCUAGCACAGUGCCCGAUGUUUGGUAGGUAAACUGAAAUGUUAAUUUAAUUAGGGUUUGUAAAUCAAUAAUUAUGAUAGUGUGUUGCAUCUGUCUGGAUGUCUGCCAUGUCAGGUCUAAAUCGGUCUGUACUGUCUAUAUCUAUCUCGUGUCAAAGAGAGAUGUAUAGUCCUCCAAAGAUCUUGCACAUAAACUGUUGGUCGGGGAGAUCUUCUGAUGUCACAAAACGUCCAGUUGUCCUUCCCCAUUUUCAUAAAUAAAUAUAUUGUUUCCAAUGUUCGGUUCAUGUAUGUUCCUUUUAGAAUGUUUGCUGUGCUCCUUGCAUUUACUGUAUGCUUUAUUCUUUCUAGACAAGCUACUUUGGACUGUGGUAUCUCGGAAAAGCCCAACAAGCCAGAUGGGUGGAACUUGACAAAUCUCUGAAGAAGCAGUUGGACAAAUAUGCCGUUGAAUCGAUACUUUAUUUUGGAGUAAUGUUUUAUGUUCCAGACAUAUAUCAUCUAAAAGAGCGUGUCUCCAGGUAUGUAUACAUUAUUUAUUUUCUAGUUUUCAACUGAAAACCUUUUUAAUUUUCUUAUUUGUAAUUUAAAUAUACAUAAGAUUACUACAAUGAGCACUUUAAAAAAUUAUUUUUUAAAAGAAUUUUUUUUUUAAAGCUCUACCUCAUGUUGAGUGGCAUUUAACAUGGUUUUCAGCAUCUUUCUAUUGAAUACAUUGUGAUGCAGAAUGAGAUGUACAACUGCAAUGCAUGCAAUGUGUCCAUCUGUAAAGAGUCAUUACAAGGGUAUUAUUGGUUUUUGAAAUAACAAAAUAACCAAAUACUUUGCCGGUAUUAUUGCAUAAACCCAACUGGCUCCCUAUGGAGCAUAUUCACAUGCGUGACCGUCUUACACGCUACAAUUUUUCACAGUGAGUAAGAUGUUAUUUCAUAUACCAAUGUUUGCAAAAGGUGUUGGGUUGCCUUUAUUCUGUGACUUAUGUUUUCUAUUUGUCUUGCAUUUUCAAUUUGUGUGUCUUAUAAAUUAAAGGGACACUCCAAGCACCUUAGCCAAUACAGGUCAUUGUGAUGGUCAUCUUGCAUGCACAGCAUAUUGUAGUAGGGUUUGCACCUGAAGAAAAAUACUUCACUAGUGAUUAGCUGUAUAGCGAGAGUCCUAAAUUAGUUUUGUUUUGUGUUUUUGUUUGUUCUUUAUUUCUUCAAUAUAACAUAAGUUAACUGGUAUUCAAGCAAAAGUUCCCCCUAAAUACGAGACAGGAAGGGUAAUUAGGUGUUGGCAUAGCCGUCGCACAAGAAAACUUACAGGAACGAAAGGUUGAAAAGGACCCUGCUCAAACGAGCUUACAGUCUAUAGGAGGUGGGGUGUAAAACACAAUAUGACAGGAGAUGGCAAUCAAAUUAAGUGGGAGUGAAGCCGGAGGUGAGAGAGUGCUGCCCUUUAGGAGAGAGCAAGAGACAGGUAUGUGAGGUAGAGGUUACUCUGGGAGGCCAUAAGCUUUCCUAAAGAUUUGGGUUCUAAGGCACUUCUUUAAUGAUUAAAGGCUAGAAGAGAGUCUGAUGGCGGUAGGUAGGCUAUUCCACAGGAAGGGAGCCGCCUGUGAGAGAAGGCCUGCAAGCGUGAGUUGGCCGUACGGGUGCGAGCAGCAGACAGGAAAAGGUCAUGGGCAGAGCAGACAGAUUGAGAAGGGGCAUACCUAUGGAUCGGUGAAGAGAUGAGACGGGCUAGAAUUGGUCAGUGCUUUAUAGGUAUGGGUUAGCACUUUGAAUUGACUCCUAUAGGAUACAGGAAGCCAAUGUAAGAAAUGAAAGAAGGGUGAGGUGUGAGAGGACCGACUAGAGCAGAAAAUCAGUCUGGCGGCAGCAUUCCUUACAGACUGUAGCGGGGCUAUAUGGCUUUUGGGAAGACCAAUCAGGAGAGGGUUACAAUAAUCCAUGUGGGAAAUUACUAGAGCAUGAACAAGCUCCUUAGUAGAAUCUUGUGUAAGAAAGGGGCGGAUGCGCGCUGUGUUUUUAAGAUGGGAUCUUCCAUAAAAACUUCAUCAAAAUUCUUAUGGUGCCAGAAGGUCUAUGGCAGUGUUUCCCAACCCAGUCCUCAAGGCACACCUACCAGUCCAGGAUUUAGGGAUUACCCAGUUGUGUCUAAGGUGUUUUUACAAAGAAGAAAAAAAACACCUUAGACACAACUGGGUAAUCCCUAAAUCCUGGACUGGUAGGUGUGCCUUGAGGACUGGGUUGGGAAACACUGGUCUAUGGUACUGGCUUUCCUGGUCCUGGUGAUCCACCACAAAGGACCUCCUAGCACCACAACUUAAUUCCAAUCAAGUUGUUAUGGUGCCCCUAGUGUUUCUCAUGCCUGCUUGUAACUUUUUUCUGUACACUGCAAAAAUAUAUAUAUAUAUUUAUAUAUAUAUAUAUAUUUUUUUUUUCUUUUUUUUUUUUUUAAACAAAAUCACAGUGAGAAGCGCCUCUAGCGGCUGUCAAUGAGACAGCCACUAGAGGCUGGAUUAACCCAUUUGUAAACAUAGCAGUUUCUGUGAAACUGCUAUGUUUACAGCAGAAAGGGUUAAUCCUAGAUGGACUUGGCACCCAGACCACUUCAUUAAGCUGAAGUGGUCUGGGUGCCUAUAGUGGUCCUUCAAGUGAUUUCCUAGUAACAAACUGAUACAGUAAUCUAUAAUGGUUCUGGUUUUUGGAGUCUCGUUUUAAAAAUAUCUCUGGUCUCAUUUUGUGAAUGUGAACAUAUUUGUCUCCAAGAAUUAAACGUGGAUACAGAAAUAUGAAAUGAAUGGAAACUUGCCGGCUGUGCAUGUGGUGUUUUUAGGUUUCCAAAGAAUGAUUUCUUCUGACUUGUCUGACUUGGACUUCAAGGAGAGAGAGAGAUUGUGCGUGUCUCUUGUGAAGUAUUUUAAUAUUGUGUUUUGUAUGUGUUUUUCUGGAAGGAAUUGUGUAGAUUUUUUUUAAAUAGGCACUUGCUGCCAGCUGGUUUUUAAUAACACCAUUUAGUUAAAAAAAAAAAUUAAAAAAAUUAAUAUUUGCCCACAUUAAAUGUCUUUUCACUGGAGUCCAAGUAUUUAAUCUUUUUCUGAAUUAAUUUAGUCUCUCAGACACCUGCUAACCAGAGAUGCCCAAGCACAAUGGCCACCCCUAUUCUCUAUGUGUGACUACAUAUUUUCUGACUAGGAUACCCACUCUCCUGGAUUGUGGGAUGCAUGUUAAAUCCCCAAACUCCUUUUAUGCAACUUGCAGCCAUUGGGGAAAUACUGUCAGGAGGCCGGCGGCUUUGCUGACCUCCAGCCGAUCAAAUGGUGUGCUGAUUUGGUCCCACAGAUAAUCCCUUCUCUCCACCUCCUUUUUUGGUGUUUCGGACGCCGAACACAGCCUUUCUGUCUUAUUAUGAUGGGGUGCUCUUGCUCUGCCGUCAUUAUGUAAAUUAUGCACAUCCACGUUAUUCUUGACACCCCUUGCAUUUUGGAGGCGAGACUAUGACAAAUUCCAAUAAAUAGAUGCCAAAACCCAUGUUCCUUGCCCUAGUGUGGUUUUGUGAUCCCCGCGUUUAUAUCGUUCUUUAUUGCGUUUUUGACCCAGUUGUCCCUUUGACCAUUUUGACCUCUGUUAUCUUUACCCAGCUUAGUUUUCUCAUUGACCUGCUUUCUGGAAUCCCUUGACUGUGGCUAGUUAUUCUACUACUCUGUCUUUUGUGAAGCCCAGCCACCUCUAAGGACCAGUAACACACUUCUAUCAUGUGUUAUUUUCUGGGUUUCAUACACUGCAUGUUUGGGUUAUGAUUGCCGUGACAAAUACAAAUUGCUGUAGGCCAGCUGGAUCACCUUGAAUCCCUGAAAAUAUCUUAUUAAUGGUUUCCCUUGCCACUCAGGUAUCUGUAAGAUAUGUAAGGUUCUAUCCUAUCUAAAGAUUCUACUUGGCUGAUUUUAUUAAACCCCAUCAGUUCAGGUGUUAUAAGGGGAUCAAACAGGAAGCAUCCACAUUCCCUUCCCCACCGCGCAUUCAAUAAGUACAUUUCUCUGACAAUUAUCUUGCAGGCUGUGCAUGUUCUAUAAGGUAUUAUGCAUGGGUAUUUAUGCAUUAUGUUGUAGUUUAUUAUAAUUUUUAAAGCAAUUAAUUUAGGGUGGUGUACAUUUAGGAAAUAGCAUUCAUUGUGUCACUCCUUUGUGGGAAAAGUGAAGAUGUAUUUGAAUUGUAAUUCUGUCGAGUCCACAAAUGACUUCCUUUUUAUGUGAAUUAUACCUGAAGCUUCUUAAAACGAGCUGGGACCUGCACCCGCAGUUUGAAAUAAUUUUAAUACCAUAAUCUACGUAUACAUGUUGAUUGAGUCAGCCCUAAUGUAGAAAUAUAUGGAGGCUUGGCCACGAAAGAAUACUAAAAUGCCCUUUUAUUUAUUGAUUUUUUUUUUUUGUCCUGGUCACUUUUUUUAUACAAUUUAUUUGAACACAUGUUUAAAAUACAUCAAAACAUCCAUUAUUUUCAAACCUUUCUAAUAUAAAUACAAAAUUAUUUUGCUCCUGUGUGUAAUCUGAGGAUGGGAUCUUAAUCCAACGAUCAUUGUUAUUUAUUAUUCCCAAGUGAUCUAGAUUUACUGAAACCUAAAGGAAUACUGAAACACAAACUCUAUAGCUUGUAAUGGUGCAAGGAGGCUAUUUGUGUGGUCACACUAGUUUUUGUCAAACCAUUUUUAGGUGCAUGUGUUAAUAACCUUUUAACCACUUACCCGAUUCCAGUGCUGAUGUCCCUUGGUACAGGGUCAGGACUCUUUUUUCAGACAACAUCGACUGGGUCGUAGCUAAUACGCAGCAAGCACAUUAGGUACUCCUUAUAGGAAAGCAUUGAAUCAAUGCUUUCCUAUGGGGAUUUCACUGAUGCUGGAUGUCCUCAGCGUCUGUUGUGCGACCUAAAGGUUGUCUUAGUGCUACAAUGUAAACAUUACAGUUUCUCUGUUCUGCAUUGUAGGACUAAGGGGGAACAGGGACACUGCACCCAGAGAUAAAGUGGUGCUGGUGGUGGGAAAGUGUAGAUGAAAACUUCUUCCACCUGAAACAAGUGGAUGGUAAAUGCCAUGUUGGAGUAUGUGUCUGCUGCAUACAACAUUGCACCUCUUCCUGAGUUGUGUUUCAAAGCUGUUGUAUGCAGCAGACACAUACUCAAAGGAAUGCAUGUAUAAAGUGGAACUAUUAGGGAAAAAUGUGGUUCUUUGUUGAGCUCAUUUGCAUACACCUACCCAGAAUCCCUUGCAGUAGUGAGAGCACUGUUAAAGUGAGAUUUCUGUGGUAAAAGCAAGACUUAUGGCUUGCCAGGUAUGUGUAUUUGUGUUUAACAUUGCUGUUCUGUUCACUGCAGUGGGAGGCCUACAGCACACUCCAGCUUCCCUUACCAGCAGCUCCUGUGUCUCUAACACUCGCGAGCGCCGCUGCCGCCAGAGCGUUAGACAGAGGAGCUGCUGGGAAGGGAAGCUGGAAUGUGCUACGAGCCCCCACUUCAGUGAACAGUGCCUGGCCACUGGACCAUCAGGGAAUGCGGUCCAGAUAACAAAUAGGGAGGGGGCAAUAAAAUGUUUAACAGGUGUGUGUUUAAAAUAAAUAAAUAAAGUGCUCUCAUAGAAACCUAGAAUGUGACGGCAGAUAAGAACCAUUCGGCCCAUCUAGUCUGCCCAAUUUUCUAAAUACUUUCAUUAGUCCCUAGCCUUAUCUUAUAGUUAGGAUAGUCUUAUGCCUAUCCCACGCAUGCUUAAACUCCUUUACUGUGUUAACCUCUACCACUUCAGCUGGAAGGCUAUUCCAUGCAUCCACUAUCCUCUCAGUUAAAAUAAUACUUCCUGAUAUUAUUUUUAAACCUUUGACCCUCUAAUUUAAGACACUGUCCUCUUGUUGUGGUAGUUUUUCUUCUUUUAAAUAUAGUCUCCUCCUUUACUGUGUUGAUUCCCUUUAUAUAUUUAAAUGUUUCUAUUAUAUCCCCCCUGUCUCGUCUUUCCUCCAAGCUAUACAUGUUAAGAUCCUUUAACCUUUCCUGGUAAGUUUUAUCCCGCAAUCCAUGAACCAAUUCAAUUUUCUGUUGCCUUCAAUAGUGCAACUUUUAAAUAAUCCAAUUUCUCUUGGACUCCAUUUAAAUUGCUCCAGUCUGAUAAUGACUCCUCUACCCAUAUUCUAAUUUUAGAAAAGUCUGUUUUUCUAAAGUCUAAAACUUUUGUUUUUGUGUGGUGUUACUCAGUCACUGUUCUUAUAUUAAACCACACUGACUGAUGAUCACUGGAUCCUAAACUUUCACCUGCAGUAAUAUCUGAUACCAAAUCUCCAUUUGUUAACACUAAAUCUAGUAUGGCCUCUUUACGAGUUGGCUCUUCAACAACUUGUUUUAGAGACAAUACCAGUAGUGAGUUUUAGAAUAUGUGUGCUCCUGGCACAAGUAGCUAAUUUUGUUUUCCAAUUUACAUCAGGAAGAUUAAAGUCACCCAUGAUGAGAACUUCCCCCUUCAUUGUCAUUUUAGCUUUUUCCUCAACUAGUAGAUUAUCUAACUCUUCAAUUUGUCCUGGGGGCCUAUAAAUCACACCUACACAAGUUACUGUGUGAUUAUGUAACUUCACGCUAACAAUUUAACUGUUUAGCCAAGCUUGCUAAAAAUAUAAAAUUGUGCAGACUCUCAUGCCACUGUUUAACCAUUGUAUAUCUUGCAAUACGCUGUUGUGGCGUCUGUUGAUUCCUUGUACCCACCUGCACAGCAAAAAUAAAGAAUUACAAAGUUACUGUGUGAUUACCAAAUUCUAACGUAACCCAAACGGACUCUGUUUGUCUCACUAACUUUUAUUAGGCUAGAUUUUAUGCUAUCCUUCACAUACAGGGCCACCCCUCCCGCUUUCUUGCCUUCCCUAUCUUUUCUAUAUAAAGAGUACCCUGGUAUUGCUAUGUCCCAGUCAUUUUUCUCAUUAUACCAUGUCUCAGUAACAGCGACUAAAUCUACACUAUCAGUUGCCAUUAUUGCCACAAGUUCCCCCCCCCCCUAGUUUAAAUACAUCCUAGCAAAACCUCUGAGAACAUUUGUUCCCUUUUGAGAAAGAUGCAAACCAUCUUUUUUGUACAGCUUAUUUCCAUUCCAAACAGAGCUACCAUGAGAAAUAAAGCCAAAUCCUUGCUCCCGACACCAUUCACCAAGCCACAAAUUAAAGUCCCUAAUACGCAUCCGCCUGUCGUUCUGAGUGUUAUGCACAGGCAGAACUUCAGAGAAUGACAGUGUGGAAGCAACCUGCCGUAUAUCAUUGGCAAAAACACUAAAAACUUCCUUAACCUCUGAAACCUCAUUGCAAGCCAAGUCAUUUGUCCCUAGAUGGACAAGUACAUCCAAUUCCCCUUCCUGCUUUGCUUGCUUAACAAUAUUACAGAUACGUCUCCUGUCUCUGUGAGCAGUAGCUCCGGAAAGACACCUCACAAGACCACCAUUGUCCAUCUCCACACCUCUUAUGAUCGAAUCCCCCAACAACAACUGCUUUCUAUUAGGCCUCACCAUAGUCUCCAAUCCGGUCUCCACAAAACCACUAGCCUCAGUGCCUCUCUCCACCACACCACUAGCCUCAGUGCCUCUCUCCACCACACCACUAGCCUCAGUGCCUCUCUCCACCACACUAUUACACUCUGAAAGUGCAGAAAAUGAAUUAUGUAGAGCAACAGACUGUGGAAAAUGCCUUUUAUCCACAACUCUUAGUCUACCAGAUCCUACAGUAAUCCAUCUGCAAUUCCUAGUAUGUCUCUGCGGCAGUGGCUUUGCAGCAGUUCCAGUCUGAGUUUGUUCACCAGAUAAUUUACAAAUCUCAGACUUCAAAAAUACUCUCCUGCCGCAAGAUAGAGAACUGUCUACAGAUUAGACAACAACCAAAUCUCCAAAAAGUAGAACGUGAAACAAAUGAAUAGCAACUAUUACACUGAACUAAGUCUGCCAUUCCAAUGAGGAAAAUAAUUUAACUCAAACUAAUCUUAACUUUUUACUUUAUCCUCCUGAAUACCUUAGAUUACCUUCAGUUUAUCUCCAGAAUAUCUCCAACUACACACUUAGAAGCAACACUUUCCAGAAUAUCUCCAACUACACAAUUAGAAGCAACACUCUACAGAAUAUCUCCAACUACACACUUAGAAGCAACACUCUCCAGAAUAUCUCCAACUACACAUUUAGAAGCAACACUCUCCAGAAUCUCUCCAACUACACACUUAGAAGCAACACUCUCCAGAAUAUCUCCAACUACACACUUAGAAGCAACACUCUCCAGAAUCUCUCCAACUACACACUUAGAAACAGCACUUAGAAGUAGCACCAAGCUAUAUUAGCCAAGCUAAUGACAACAAGCCUUAUAUAACUCCUAAAAUCACCACCCACUAGGAAUGUUUAACACCUGGGUAGGCCUCUGCUUAUUUGCAAACAAUAGCUAAUUAACCAGCAAUCAAUAGCAAGUAACUAGCUUAAUCAAAUCAAAUGCCUUAUAAUUACCAACAGGAAUUCAAACCUUGUGCAAUCAGUAACCUUUUCCUACAGAUGAAUCUUACCUGUAACAGUAGAAAAGAAAGCUCUUAGCACAACUCUUAGACAGUUGAAGCUUCUGUAAAACUCUCCAGAAUAUCUCCAACUACACACUUAGAAGCAACACUAACUGCAGCUCCUAUUUUACAUACACAUGCUAUGCAUUCAUAAUAUAAAUAUAUAAAUGUAUAUACACACACUACCUCCACUACACACAUAUACAUUCAUUCUAUACACACACAAUGCAUUCAAUAUAUAUAUAUAUAUAUAUAUAUAUAUAUAUAUAUAUAUAUAUAUAUAUAUAUAUAUAUAUACACACACUACCUCCACUUUACAUACUACAUUCACUACGCAAACACUAUGCAUUUAUUAUAUACAAGCUACAUCCCUACGCAAAGACACAAACUCUGCAUUCAUUCUAUACACACUACAUCCACUACACAAGCACACUCUCUGAGUUCACUAUACACAAACACACUGCAUACCUGUGGGCGGAUUCAGGGGUGUGUCCGGGGGCCCAGAUCUUGAGCUGUGUCAGGGGCCCUAAAAUUUCUGAUGGCAGCCCUGGUCUGGGUGCCUAUAGUGUCCCUUUAACCCCUUAAGGACCAAACUUCUGGAAUAAAAGGGAAUCAUGACAUGUCAUGUGUCCUUAAGGGGUUAACAACCUAUUUUGUGGGAGGCCAGUGUUCCAUGGCUUGUGGCUCCUACAAGUGAUAGAAGAAUUCAUUGAGUUGAUUCUGAAAAUGUAAGUGAUUAUCACAUAUUCAAAUUAAACAAAAAUUUAUAUGUGUUGGUGUGUUUUUCUAUGGACUAAUAGUUCUGGUAUGUUGGAUAAGCCCUGAUUAAAUUAUAGGUUGUUAUUAAGGAAUGCACUCUCCCUGUAAUUUUGUGAUAAUGAAUGUAAAAGUUCAAGGGCAGAAAGUGAGAUGCAGGCUUCGUCUUGUAGCCUUCUCUCCCAGCAUGCUUCGACUGGUCUGUUCUGCUACACAGUUCACAUGCAAAGUUUAUUUUUAGCAAAUAGUAACCUUUUAGGGUGAAAAACGCUCUGUUCCUUCCCUGCAAAGGCAAACACUGGGAUUCCAAGCUGACUGGUGAAGAUAUCUUGUGUUUACCCUGGUGUACAAGAUGAUGGCUUCUUAAAAGGCUGUGCUCUAUUGAGAAGCAUUAUGUAAAAUAUUGCUUGCAUGCCCUGGCACGAUAUGGGUAUAAGUGUCUGCUUGCUGCCCUGAAGAUAAGGAGAAUAUUGGUGUUGUAAUAACGUCGUUUUUGUUUUCUUUUCUUUUUUCUUUUUCCAAAUGUAUAAUAAAUUAUAUAUGUUUAUCUUUUGUGCGUAUUCGAAAGGAAAAGAAAAGCUUACAUUGCACAGAGCUUUUGGAUCUCUGUGAAACAGUGGAUUGUCGUGAAUGGAAAACCAGACGGAUAAACUUAAAGGAACAGUAAAGCAUUAGGAAUAUGACCCUACCUAUUUGGAUUGUUUAAAAAAAAAAAAUAAUAACUUGCCAUUACUUCCACGGCUGCAAAGUUUCCCAGCCUGAGAUCAUCAGUCAUAAGACAAUUCAAUACUGUGCUUCCGUGAGGAAGCAUUGGGAGGCUAGUGCAUAUGCUCACCAAAAUGCUGUGCUGCACUAAUCUGCAACUCUUCCCAGAAAUGUGUUGAGACGAUGCAUGGAGACGCUGAACGUCACGACUGUAAUGUUGUGUGGACCAAUUCCUGGAAGGUCCUCUGUGACAGCCACUAGGAUUGGCAUUAAGCAUCCUCUUCUCUUUCUUUGAAAAGGCAGGGUUUACACUGCUCAGCCUGCAGGGACAGGCUUUAUAGCCCAGACUCAUUAUGUUAAGCUAUAGUUGUUCAGGUGCCUAGAGUGUCCCUUCAAAUAGAAAAACUGAUUCAUAUGAAUCCUCCUCCUCCCCCUCCCCCCCCACCAGAUUUUCUAUUUUGGCCAAUUUUUCAGUUUGGUUUUUAAUUUAGUGCAUAUCACUAAACUGUAAAUAAACCCAUUUUAUUCUAAUAUGAAAGUUAUGACAUUCUAUGUUGGAAUUUUAACACACAUGCUGCAGCUUCUAUUUUAACUAAACUGGUAUUCAGGGUGUGUGGCUGGAAGAUGAAUACUAUUUAAUGACACUGUCAAUCUUGUUUAAAUAAAAAAAUAUAUAUAUAUUUAUUUAUUUAUUUGUAUAAAUCAAGCAUGUCAAACUCAAAGGCUAACUCGGGCCAAAUAUACAAGGCUUAAGUUUACGUGGGCCGCACACAAAAAAAAAAAGAGUUCGAGGUAGACUAACACAAACGUAAAUUACUUGUAUCAUUCUCAUGCAAACAAUAUGUAAUCCUGGGUACAGCUAUAGAAUUCACUCAAAAGCUUCACCUCAAGUUACUUACUAUCUCUGUAGUAAUUCCACUGUCUGGAGUGUCCGCUCUGCUCACUCCCUCUGCAAACUGCAGUCACAGCCAGGUAGGUAGCCGCGCUGUCCGCUCCGCUCGCUCCCUCAGUCCCUGUGCAAUCUCCAGGCAGAGUGUUGCCAUUUUGAUUAUUAGGGUAGGAUAACCUUAUAUAAAGAUGGAGGGAAAAACCACACAGGUACUUCUUGCUUCUGUGUCUUUAUUCUACUUCCUGUUUCAGGAGGAAAAGGAAGGAGUAACAACAAACUUUAUUUACUUUUAACCAUACAAUGUAUAUCAUAGGUUACAGCACUAUGAGAGCACUUUUAGUUUAUAUCUCAACACAGAAUAAUGUGUCACAACACAGAGUAAUCCAUCCAUGUCUAUUCUUCCCUCCUUCUAUUCAUGUCUCUGUUCCCCUCCCUUCUAUGUCUCCCUUCUACCCCUUCCAUUCAUACCUGGCAGGCAGCUGUUUCUUUCUCAGAGCCUGCGCCCGAGGUGUUGGACCUGCCAGCUGUGCUCUGCACUAUUGAUAGAUGGCCCCCUCCCUGCUGUUUCUCAUCUGACAUAGUAGGGGCGCGGGGCCUCUCCGACGGCGCGCAGUGUCAGAUUGAGCGCCGGGUAGUGACGUGACACCCGGCGCUCUAAAGCGGAAUGGGACGGGGUGGCGAUCCCCUUUCCCAGUGUACAGUGCGUGCGGUUCUCACGGAGCCACACGCUGCCUGUGGGCAGAGGAAAUGCAGGCCGAGGCAGGCACAAAAAUCGCAUGUCAGUCUGACAAGUGAUUUUUGCGCACUCCUGAUUGGUUGGGCUGUGGGUCGCAAUGAAAGUCAUUGUGGGCCGCGAGUUUGACAUCCUUGGUAUAAAUGUAUAUUUAAAAAAAAAUGCUGCUUUCUUUAUGCAGAGACUCAGUUUGAGCUACCUAACAUUUAGUCCAUGACAAAUUGCUUUCCAUGCGUAUUAUUUUGACAUAUUUAGUAUAAUACAAUCUCCUGUGAAAAUCUACUCAUUUUAUGUUUUUUAAUAUGUAUCGCUUUAACAUUUUGCUAGUUAUUGGACCACUAUUUUAUCUUAGAUCCCUUCUUACCUGCCUUGGUCAAUGGUUACUAACCCUCAAGACACACUAAACGUUCAGGUUUUGUCACUGUCCCCACUGGAGAAGAAUUGUGUAUAUCUAAAUUGAGGAGUGCUCAUGUGCCUUGAGAGUUGGAUUGACAACAACUGACGACGUCUUAUAGUUCAAUCUUUUACAUUUAAAACGGCUUUGAUUGGCGUUGCAUUAUCUUGUUUCAAAAUUGUUGCAGCUUUUGUCUGUGUAAGCUUUAUGAAAGAUAAUAAUUUUUUGAAUUUCAUAGUAAAUAUUAAAUGCAAUGCAUAAUGUGUUUUUUUUUUUUUUUUUUUUUUGGUUUUUAAAAUGCACUUGUUUCAAAAACAGAAACACCUUUAAGGAGUAUCUCUCCUGCAGCAAAUCCCCAGUUUCAGUCCAUGUAUAUUCUUUGAGCACACAGCUGUAGAGAACACCUGCUCUAGAACAGAAUUAUCAAACUCCCAUUACUCCCCAAACGACAUUGAACUACAGCUCCCAAAAUUCCCUGAAUGCAAUAAAGGGUCAGAGAAUUAUGGGAAUUGCAUUCAACUUCUUGGGGACAGUUUGACACUCCUAGUCCGUGUAAGGCAGUGAUAUGUUGUCACCUGUAGUGAGAACAUACUAUACCGAUCAUACUGGACUAGUGAGAACACACUAAUGAGCGUGCAUGUGUAGUGAGCAGCAUACUGCUGAGAUGAUCCUAUAGCACUAGUGUGCUUAUAAUGCAACAUAGCACUGCUGAGCAGUUGAAUGAGAAAACGUGCUGUAGUGAGUGUAGCUGUACUGAGCAUUCUAUUGAUGUGCGCAUGGAUGAUUGCCGAAGACCCAGGAAAUGUAAAAUGCCUUGUAUUGCUUCUUAGUCACUAUUCAUGCUUCCACUCUUCUUUGCAGGGAGUGAUACCUUAAUUUAGCUUCUCGUAGAGUCCGUAUUGUUUUGUGUAUUAUGGUUAUCUUGUUCUUUAACCUGGGAUAUUUACAUACACAAAUCAUGAGUGCAUAAUAGCCAGGAUUGCGUCCUCUGUCGUAGAAUGGGCUCUGAUGUUUUAGAGAACCUUUUUAGUAAUCUAAUAAUAAAGGACAUGAAUAAAAUGUACUAAUGAAAAGGGGGUGGGGUGGGGAAUCCUAACUUUAAAUGUUAUUUAAGGCAUGGGAUUCAUCUUGCUAUGCUUUUAUAGGGUCAGACUUAAAUAAGGUUGGUAAUAAGAUUGCUGUCCGCUUUUACAUCCUUUUUGCGUUCCGAAUGUAGAUGGCGAAGACCCCCAGUGUAACAAGACCCUUGUUCCUUCCUUUCUCCAUGUAUUGUCAAUAUUUGCAGGAAAAUGUGAAAUUUAGCAGAUGUUUGUCACCCUUAGCUUUACCAGGAAUAAUUUGCUUCCUGUGAUCUAGUGUACAUCAGGACAUUUAAUGGCUUGCUUAAAAAACCUCAAAUGUCUUUUUUUUUUUUUUUUUUACAUCAAGAAUGUUUUUUUGUAUUCUGUAUUCAUUCCUUUCCUUUGCAUAACUUCCACUUUACACAAUAUCUACAAAUAUACCAGAAAGGAGCUAUUAUAGAUGACUAUUAAUCUUAAAGUGUAGGUGACUACAAAGGGACAUUUUGUCCAGAGUGAAUAAGAAAGCAGACUAUUAUUAUUAUUAUUAUUAUUAUUAUUAUUGCCAUUUAUAUAGCGCCAAACAGAUUCCGUAGCGCUUUACAAUAUUAUGAGAGGGGGAUUUAACUAUAAAUAGGAAAAGUACAAAAAACUUACGGGAACAACAGGUUGAAGAGGACCCUUACAUUCUAUAGGAGGUGUGGUGUAAAACACAUUAGGACAUGAACUCUGUGUUCUAACUCCACUACUCCUGGGCAGCUAUCUGGAUUCUGGAUAGUGUGUAGGUAACAAUUUUGGAUUUAUUCUGUUCAUUAAGAGUGAGUUAGAAACUGAAAGUUUAUGCAGCACAGUAUUUUCAACGGUAAAAGAAAAUAUGGAUAACAUUCCGUCUCUGGUUUCAUCCAUGCCAACAUUCCUGGUGGCUCCCACGAAAAUGUGAAAAUAUUUCCCAACGUACAGCAGAUUCCUUACAUGCUUGCAGUGCCAGUGUGUUGUCUCCCACAGGUAGAACAGGCAUCUUAACGUUGUUUUGAUUUAUCAAUCAUCUGACUUUCUGUUACCCAAGCAAGUUAUGCCCAUACUCCAUUUUUGAACUGGACAUGAUAAAGAUAUAUCUCUCCCGUCAAGUUAUUUACACUCUGAUUACAUUUGGUAUGAAUUUCAGUUCAGGGUGAAUUAUUAGCUGUGACUAAGUCAGCACUCAUGAUUUUUAAAGGGACACUGCUGGCACGCAAGGUGCAAGACUGUCCGAUCUAGCCUUAUGCAAAUAUCAUGUAGAAUUUGUUUUGCAUCUGAUGCAUAGAUUUGCAAGCUAAUGCACAAAGCGGACACCUUGGCUCCACUUUUUGUCUACUGAACAAUUUAAAGGAACAAUCUAGCGUUAGAAAUACAUGGUAUUGUGACUCUCUCUACAUUAUGGACAUCCCCUCCUCCCCUUUAUUACCUAAAUUAACUAAAUUAAACCCUUUUGAUUUUGUAUCCCCUGACAGCUGGACUCACUUCAGUUGCUCCGCCUCCACUAAAUGACAUUAUCAUUACUGGUGAUAUCCGCCAAUCCAAUGGUUUUUUUUCCCAUAGGAUAUCAUUGGGAGGUUAGUGUGCAGCAAUCACCGCGCUGCGCCAAUCAGCAUCUCCUUAGAGCUAUACGUUGACUUUAUGUAUCUCUAUGGUAGUGUUUGGUGUCUCCAUGCAGCGUGGAGACACUGAACGUCGGUUUGGAAUCUUUGCAGGGCUUCAUCUAGGAAGUCCCCAUACAGGUGGCAUGAGGCAGCAAUGUAAACACACUACCUUUACUUUGAAAAGCCAGUGUUUGCACUGCGGAGACUGCAGGGUCAGUUUCUUUGCCCCAGAUCCACUACAUUAAGCUGCAGUGGUUCUGGUGCCUAGAGUGUUUAAGAUAAACCUAAAAUAAAGGCAAUAAUUCAUAUGAUAAAAUAAAACUUGUAUUGAAAGACAAAUGGGAUAAGUAGGUCUGUAUUUAACUCCCAUUUCUAGUUACUUUAUUAACUUUAUUAUGUCUAUGUGACAUUCGGACACUCAUGUUGUCCUUAAUGGAGGGUACUUUAAUGCCAUUAGAAACUGUAUAGAACAUCCCAACAUUUUGGUGUGAGCCAGGUAAAAUACCAGAGAGUCCCGAGUAUCAAACGAUAUCUCUGGCUCCCCACAGUCAGCUGGGGCAAUUUUUAGUGGCCCCGUACUGACAGGUGAACUGUACGCAAAACUCAAAUGGAGCACUGUACACAGCCAUUUUAGUAUGCCGUUGCUUUAAAUUAUGUUUGAACGAACAAGUGGCACAUAUUCUGUUGUUUUGGUUCAGAACUUGCAGAAUUGCCUCUGUCUUAUGAGGUUAAGAAAAAAAAGAAAAUACAGCAGAAUCCGUACUUAGUCUUGGAUUCAAUGUUUCCCAGUUUGCUCCUAGAAUGGAGCUUUCUGAGCAAUGCAUAGUCAAGCAGCCGUGCAUAUGCAGAAAACAAAUUUUGGGAGACUGAAUAAUUGGAGCAGAGCUGUAGUUUUUUUUUUUUGUUUGUUUUUUUAAUAUGCGGAUGGUGUAAAGCUGCUCUGUACAAUGUUUUCUUGUUUUAUUUUUCUCUCUCCAUCUCCUUUUCUAUAUAAAUUUCAUUUUUAAACUUGCAUGUGAUAAUUAUGGUUUAUAUAUUAUUGUUCUUUUAUGGGUGGCUUUAUUUUUUUUUUUCUUGACCUCGCCACUUCCUCACGUAAAUACGAUACCAAGAAAUGGAUCACAUGCACUUUUUUUUUUAUAUAUAUUUUUGUGGAAAAGAGCCACAUCCGUCAUGCAGUAAAAUCCGGUUUAGCAGAAUGCACCCCAUUAUCUUAGAUCCAUGGAAUGGCCUUUAAGUAAAUGUAGCCUCCCAGUGAAGCAUGUUCGAAAUACUAUUAUGAAGAUGAAUGUUUAUAGUAAUGUAGUGUGAUUGCACUGACGCUUACUAUCGCUCUAAGGUUACGGCUUUGGAAGCUGUAUAAAUUACAGAAGUUGAGUGAUGCUGCUUCCGUUGACCUGUGUAAAGAAUAAUUUACAUACUGGAUGUAUGCUUCAUGAAACACACUAAAGUAGUUUGUAUUCCACUAACAGAACCUUGUGACUUGUUUCACAGAUACCAGUACUAUCUCCAGAUGAGAAAGGAUGUGGCAGACGGUCGACUACGCUGUUCUGUAGAGCAAUGUAUCCAUCUAGCUGGGUUAGCUAUUCAAGGUAUUGCUCUCUUACAAAGUGUCUCUUUGUGGUCUGUACUUUUUCCAGAGUUGGCACAGGAAAAAGAAAUAGUCAAAUUUUUCCAUAUUUUUUUUUUUUUUCUACCUAAGAUAAACUCAACAGCAAAUUAUCACACCAGACCUGAGGUGCCCAUCUGAUGUCAAAACGCACUUCUUGCUUGGCACCUGCUGGCUCAUCCUGUGUAUUGUGGCAAAGAGUUAUGGGUGCAGGGGGGAAUUUUAAUCCUAGUCUUACAUUUUUCAUGCGAGACAAAGCAGAGCAAUUUAUUUGAUCCUUGUCCUAUCUAAUACAUUCAUUACUUUGCUUCAGAGUCCAUGAAAAGUGUUCUUAAGACUUGUUUUGACAAAUCUGCGUAGUCUGCCAACACAUUCUUCCAGGAUAGAAUGUCUGUGCCUGGCCUGAUGUGCCUCUUUUAUUUCAGUUUAGAAUGUUCACUGUGCGUGACUGUAUCAAAGAGCUCCACACCAUUAAAACUCAGUUAUGUGCAUCACAGUUUUGCAUAGCAGUAAAUCUCACAGUAAUGUACAAUGUCCACUGAUAUAUAAUAGUACUCCUCAGCAAUAAAACCGGUCGGUGCACUGGACUAAAUAAUGUUCCACUUUCUCUGUAGUGUUUGCUUAUGACUGUCCUUUUGACAGUCAAUCCAAAGGACUGUACAAGACAAUGCAAUGGCUUUCUAGGUCCUACCUUAAAUGGAGAUACAAUUAAUGCAUUCUCCCUAGUAUGAAAAAAAAAAACAUACUUUUCCUUAAUAAAUACACUGCCAGAAAAGGCCAUUCCUACAUUCUUAAAAGCUCAAGGCUGUAAAUUCCCAUCUUCAAGCUAUUGAAAUAAAACAUGGUCUAGUUGGGCUAAAAACUGGACUUCUUCCCAGAAGGGCUUGAUUUAUGAGUAUUUGGCAAGUAAAGCAUUUUGACAUCUCUAUGAGCUCUUAAGAGUUUCUUGGCAACUUUAUUACAGCGAACCCAUCUUUCUUCUAAUUGCAAAACACGGAGGAUCCCAGGCACCUCCUGUAUAUAAUAGAUAAUUGUGGAGUCUGUGGACUGCAGAUUACUUUUUAAACCACUUCAAAGAAAUUUUUAAACUUUAUGGAGCUGGGUGCAUAUUAGGCACAAUGUUCUCAGCCUAAACACUUUUAAUUGUUAUUUACAUUGGACUUCCACAGUAUAUGAUCAUCUCAUGUAUAGGAAACCUAUUUACUUGUAUUUAGCACAAACUUUCUAGUCCAGAAUCUCAGCUUCCUGUCCCUCCAAGAUGUUGAUGGCCUACAACUCCCAGAAAUCUCUGAUUGCAAUAGAUGGCAAAAUAUUAAUGGGGGUUGUAGUUCUCCAUCAUCUGAAGCAUCCGUGUUUUGGUCACUAAAUGCUUAGUGUUAGAAUUCAUGGAUACAACUUCAAAAACAUGUACCAUGAUAGUCCAAAUGUACCUGAAUUCCAAGCCCAGCUCUGAGAGCCCUAUAGUGCCGAGGUUCUAUAGUGUAAAAUGCAAGUAUGUGAAAUACUAAAUGGAGAAGGGAUUCAGAGGAUGCUACAUGGCAGAGUUCAUGCUGAAUUCAGCUGUAACUUUGAAUUUCCAUUUAAAUCACAGGAGUUACUAGUGGAUUGAAUUUUAGUGUUGUUGGCAGCUUAGUAAUUGCUUCAUUUUUCGAGUAAUCUUACUCGUGCUGAGUUUGAAUGUACCUGGUGUAGCUUUAAUGUAAAUAUGCCACCUGAGUCUAGCAGCCCCUGGUGGUUGCAUCUAGAAUUGCAAAUUCUGGUGGUGCAGGCUCUCCAAUAUAUUCUGAACAGCCAUUAAAGAGUUAAAACCCUUUUUAUUCACCUACCUGAAUCCAGCACAGAGUCCCGCCAUUGUUCUUGCAAUUUGGUAACCUAAUGUGCAUGUACAGCAAGCGCCACACACCCAUUUAGGUUUUCCCCAUAGGAAAGCGUUGACUCAAUGCUUUCCUAUGGGGUUUUGCAAAAUGUCCUCAAGCACAGUGAGUUAAACUUCGUAUCACUGCAGGAAGCACAUCUAGUGGCUGUCUGGCAGACCAUCACCAAGGCUGUCUUAUCCCUGCAAUGUAAACAAAUUGUUUUACAUUGCAUGAUUAAGGAGACUGGGACACUGGUAUGACGUGGUAUAUGUGCCUAUAGUGUCCCAUUAAGACAUUUAAUACAGGUACACAACAAGACAACUGCAAGCUUUUUGAAUGUUAGUUAAUUAAUAUGAUUUGUAAUAAUACUUUUUUAUUUUAUUUUUUUUCUGUGUAGCAGAAAUAAUACAAGCUUUAUUUUAAGUUCGAUUCUCAGACUUUUCAUUUUUUAUUUUAGCGGAAUAUAAAGAUGAUAAUGUGUUUGAAUCCCAAGAGUCCAUCUUAGAGAAACGGCUGUUUCCCGUGGUAAGUGAAAAAUGCAUUUAUUUUUAAUUUAUUAUUUGUGCAUAUCAUUCAAGGGUAACUGUAUGCACAAAUAAGAAAUUGUUGAUGAUCACUGUUAAUGAUCUCCACCAAUCCCAUGCUUUCCCAUAGGCAAGACUCUGUGCCUAUCAAAUGGUCUCCUGAGACAAACGUAUUAAAAUGGCAAAGUUUUUUUACUCUAUUUUAUGGAAGCGCAAUAUGUUAGCCACUAGAGACCGGUUAAAUCUGCACUGUAAGCGUAAUGUUUUCAGCUGCAGAAUUUAAGGGGCAAGGCGGGUACAUGGCACCCAGACCGCUUCAUUGAAAUGAAGUGGACUGGGUGCCUAUAGUGUUCUUUAAGCUGUUUAGUAGAUAGCUCCCGUAACUUGGUACCCUUAUGUGGGAGUGCCCUAUUGGUAUAACAAAUUAGGACCCCAUCCAGGCCAAGAGAGGGCUAGAAAAAUGCCUUGCUAGUGUAGAAUUGGGCUAUACAGGAUUCUACCUUUUACAGAAUCCUACCACAAACAUAAAUUCUCAGAGAGGACAAAAGGUGUUCCCAUGCAGGUUCUCAUCACUUCAGGGGCAAACUAAAGCAAAUUUGAAUGUUUGGUGUCUUAAUCUGACAACAUGGAUUGAUUGUGACUCACCAUGUCUUCAAAUAACAAAAUGUGUUACAAAGGAAACUUGAGAAAAUUAAGUAUUACUCUGAAUUCUAUAGAAAGACUGAAGCAUGUAGCAAGUAACAACGUCUUAACACUGUAUUUGCCAUAGUUUGCCUUCAAACUCAUUGUGCUACAUUUAGUGUUAAAGUUACAAUCUAGUUGCUUUUCGUGAAAAAAAUAAUGUCCCUCAAAUGUCGCAUUGUUGUUGGUUGGCAAUGUGUAUGUGAGCCGUGGCUGAUAUGCCACCAGGUGAAUGAUGUUCCCUGUGGUCAGAAAAAAAGACAUCCACAUAUAGCGCAUCUACGGAUUAAGGACAUAACACUAGAAAACAUGUUUAAUAACAAAUACAUAAUUGCUGUUGCUGUCUUUAUAUAUUGUGGGAUUAUGAUUGUGUGAUAAAUAUAGUUUAAGCAAGAUGAUGGGACAGAAAGAUACAUUUGAAGUGUUUACAUGCUCAUUGUGCACAGAUAUGGAGAACAGCGCACAAAACAAGUCAGUUUCAACACCUUGUGAUUUGACACCUAAGAGAGGGUGAUCACUAAUGCUUUCUAACUCAACCCAGAUAAAACUGAGAUAGAUAUGGAAUAUCAAUCCCAGAUCUUAACCCAACUAGCAGCAUCUAAAUUAGAUCGCCAAUGCAGAAAAAUGGUAUGCAAGUUUUGCUCCUGAAAUCGAAGAAUGGGAAGAUCAGAGGUUACUUUUGAAUCCUCGUAGAAUGGUGUCAAGAAGCAUCUAAAGCUGGAUAUUGUUGACCUGUUUAUUAUCUUUGGUCAAAGACAGGACGUGGUUUAUGCAUUUUGCCUGAACUCUUCAGGAUUGUCUGGAUCGACGCCAAGUGACUUUGUAGUGUGUUGGGCGGUAUCCUCAAAUUCUGAUCUCAUGUAUUGUGCUUGGACUAUAUUGCAUAAGACAUUUUUUUUUCUUUUCUUUUCAUUGAGCCACUUAUUUCCAAAUGACUCUUACUUUCAUCUGAGACUACUGAACUUUUUUUUUUUUUUUUUUUUUUUUUUUUUUUUUUUAAAGAUAAUUCCGCAACAUUGUGCAAGACUUUAGUUUAGUAGAAAUCUUAUUUUUGGGGCUGUAUUCUGCAUGUCAUAAUUUUCGAGUUGUGCAGACUUGUUUCAAAUUUCUUUAUCAAGGAGAUUAUUAUUUUUAUCCUGCAUACUAUUGUGACAAAAGUAAAUACUAUUACAGAGACUCUCUGUGGUAUUUUCUGUGAUUUAAGGUGGAGAGCAGAAACAAGCAUUACUGGACAGUAGGUACACGGAGCAGUUCUUUAUUCAGCUUCCCAUUAAAUCAUUAAGCAAGCAACUGGACAACUGAAUAUAAAGUUAAAAUGGCCGCUGACCAUAGAGUUCUCCUACAAACCGUUCCAGAGUGUCCUUCCUUAAAGUACAUACCCUCAGGGGAAGAACUAGAAAAUCUGUUGAACAAAAUACACUCGUCCCCAGGGCUUGUUUUCUGGUUUUGUCUCAUUGUGAUUGUGCAGUGUUGCUGCCUCAGUAUAGUUUAUUGCCCUAUGUGUCAGUCACACAUGGAUACACUUCAGAGGAAAUUUCAAAACCCACUGACAUUGAUCUGCAUUGCAGCAGAUUGAGAAAAUGCUUAAGGGAAGCAGAUGCUAUCUUUACCUUUUGUGAAAACCCCAGUUGACACAAGGCUGACUAGCAGUACAAGUUGACAUGGUGUCUGGUACAUUCUGUGUAAUUACACCGCAUUCCAAAUCGGAUUCUUUAGUGUUUAACCUUCAGGUAUUACAUAUACAAUAAUUGAAAGAAUGCCACAAAUUGACAUUAGUGACAUCCUUUUAUAUUUAUAUAUAUAUAUAUAUAUAUAUAUAUAUAUAUAUAUACUUUAAAAAAAAAAAAGAUCAAUAAAAUAGAUGAAAUAAGUAAAUUAUACUUGAUUUCUCAACUUUAGUAUAUUUAGAAAGGUGUGCAAGAAUCACACAGAUGCCAGUGGCAUGUGGAAUACAUACAGCAGGAAACCUAGGAAAUAAAGUUAUGGAACAUCUAGCAUUGAAUCCUGAAGACCUGUGAUUCUUUUAUUAAAACCCAACAUAUCUGUAUGUUUCCUUACUUGCGUUGGCAUUAAAUGAAAAAGAAGGCUGACCACCUCUAGUUAGAGGCCAUAACAUUUGCAAUACAGAAGUCACAGGCCCAAUAUCUUAUACGAACAUAUUAAAGAUACACUCUGAGUGAGAUACACUAUAUGCCACUAGCACACCCUUUCAAUAUGGCACAUUCUAGGUCUCUCAUGCUCCUACUCAUUACUGCUGAUACAUUUCUCAACUUUGGCACAUGCAUUCCAACACACAGACGUAUAUAAAGACAUGCUACAUACUACUACUACAUACCAACACAAAAACAACUAAAAUUGUAGCUGUCAAGAGCCCCCAACUAUUCUCCAUCCAUUAUCCAACCCAGUCAAUGUGCUUGUAGUUACAUAUCUUUACACAUGUAGACAUGCUACCCAGUUAAGUUUUUGCAUGCCUCAUCUGGGUACAUGUACAUGAAUUAAUAGGCACCCACUUAAACACCACUGUGGCGUAAGGAGUAAUGUUCAUUAGCUGGUGUCAUUGGUCAGUAUGACUAUAUAAAAUUUAGCUCUCUGAAUUGAUCUAAAGUAAUCUGAUUUCAUUUCCCUAGGCCUGGACUAAAGAUAAGGCAAUCCUGGAAGAGCUGUUUAAUAAACUGAAUAUGGAACACACAGCCUACAGGUGAGAGAGCAGUAAUGCCAAGGAUUCUUCAUCCCUGCUUGAAAUAACAUUAUUUAUGUAUUUAAGUGUUUAGGAAAAAUUACAUUUUUGUAAAAUGACCCUGUUCAUAAUGUCAUCAAGGGCCUUCAGUUUGAUUUAGUAUUCAGCGAGUCUCUGUAAACUUACCCCAUGCUGCGGCAAAAUCGGAUAUCACCAGAAUUUCUGCAGGUCCAUCCUAUUCGUAUCAUAUCAGAGCUGGUUUUCUUCUGUCACUUCACUUAAAGGGACACUAUAGGCAGCAAAACAGCUCAAGCUUAAUGUAGCAAUUUUGGUGUAUACAUCAUGCCCCUGCAGUGUCACUGCUCAAUACUCUAUUUAGGUGUUAUAUCACUUGGUUUUUGUAGCCCUAGUCACACCUCCCUGCAUGUGAUUUUGCACAGCCUUCCUAGACACUUCCUGAAACAUAAUGUAGAUAUUUUAGGUUCCUGGAUUGCAGUUGCAGUUCAAUGUUUAGUAAUUAACCCCUUAAGGACACAUGAUGUGUGACAUGUCAUGAUUCCCUUUUAUUCCAGAAGUUUGGUCCUUAAGGGGUUAAACUCCGUACCGCUGUUCUAAUUACUACAUCAAACACGGUUCCCCAUAUUUACCUUUGUCGCAGCCCAGUUCUCAACAGUGUUUCAUAGAAUUAAUACCACAAGUUUCUCACUCCAAAACAAAAUAUUUAGGGAUUUAUUUUUUUUAGGUCAAAAUCUCUGAAUACGGAGAAUAGAAGAAAAUUCUGUUCAACAGUGUCUUUCAAUCUCUGAUAUUAUGACCUUCAUAAAUUAAUUCUUUGCGUUUCUCAGUUUGCAGAAUGAAACCCAGUUGCCCUCCAUAGUCCAGUAAUGUCUAUUCCAUGGUGGUAUCGAUUCUUUGCAUUAAUAAUUUUCUGUUUGUUUCAUUUAUAGUGCUUUGUCACCCGAAGAGGCUGAACUCCUGUACAUUAAAGUGGUCGAGCAUCUUGAUGGCUACGGCCAGGAAUGUUUUCAUGUGAAGGUAUGAGAUUAAAGGGCACCUACAGUCCAUAAAAUAAUCUUUUUUAUUUUAUAAAAUUUUUUUUUUUUUUUUAAGUACUAUUUGUAUCCUGCCAUUAGUGUCCACCCCCACUCUGUGUGAAAAUGCAAAGUUAAUCUAUUUAAUUACCUUGUUUCCAUCACCCACUCUGCCUCUCUUUUCAUUGGCAAGCAUGCUGACGUCUUCUGUCUUCUCAUCCAAUCCAAUGCUUCUCAUAGAUGAAAAGCACUGCACUUCUCCAAUCAAGAACCAUUAGAGGAUGUGAAUGGUCAGAACAGAGUCUGACUCCUUUCUCACAGGGAAAGCACCAUCUAGUGGCUGCCAGGGAGAGAACCAGUAGAGGGUUUUUGUUUUUUUCUAGUCCUGCAAUUAAAACAUUUCCGUAUCUACAAAACAGCAAUGUUGUACAUUGCACAACCAAAACGGCAGGACCAUUGCAUCCAGACAGCUUCAUUAAGAUGAUGUGGUCUUUUAAAGUGACUAAUGCUUCAAACAACUUAGCAGCAUGCUUUAUAUUCUAUAAUUCUAACCGGUUUCUGCUGAUGUAUUUCACAGGAAACAGCACAGUUUGAAAGCAAUUAUGUUAUAUUCUACUUCUGUGGCUCUAGAAAAAAAAUGUAUAUAGGUAAAAGCAAAAAACCUAUUCUAAUUGAUUAGCAGAGCGGUGGGAUAGCUCAGUGGGCUAAUGCAUCAUCAGCAGAAUCGGACGUACUUAAAAACCAGAGUAAUCUGAUUGUACUUUUCCUGGUUAAAUACUUUGUUAUAAUAAUUAUUUGCCUGGAGCUGAACAAUUAAUACAUUUUUUAUGUAUUUUUUUUAUUUCCAAAGUACCGUUAGAGAAACAGAAAUGUGGAUGUUUAUAUUUUGUUUUAUAAUGCUGCCUCCCUGUGUUCAGGUUUGGAAUUACAAUUAUUUUUUUUUUUUAGACGUCUCAGUAAAUCAUAGAAGAUUAAAAAACAAGUUUAAAUCCAUUUUUAAAAAGUCAUACAAAACCAUUAAAAAAAAAAGACCCCCCACCAUUCAACCUAUUUGAAUACGCACAAGCAGACUUUAUUCUGCGUAAAUUGCUGGUUUCACAGAAAAAAACAAAAAAACCUCUCUCGCCCCCCCUCACCUCCCCACCCCAAAAAAAUGAAAACAGCCAGAAUAUUUUAGUAAUUUUGUAGACACUCCUUCAGAUAGUACAAACAUACAAAAUUAAGGCCUGCGCUCAAACUUCCACUACUCCUUGGUGGUAGCAAUGACUAUAGUUCACAUCAGCCCCAAUACAUACAAUAAAAAAAACAAAAAAAAAAGUUACUUGCGCACUAUUCCUGGAGGUUUUUUGUUUUUUUUGUUUUGUUUUUGUUUUUUGUUUUUUUAUCGUUCCAAUGGCCAUUUAAGUGUAAUCUCCCCUUAAAAAGGAAAUUGAGGACUUAUUACUGUGAUGGCUCAUCUUGACACUAAGUUUGUCAAGUACAUUUCCCAUAAAAAGCAACCACUUGCUUUAGAUAUCGGUAAUUAAAUUGAAUAAAUAUAAAAUGCAACCCAGCAAAGGCCAAGAGAGAGAGAGCUCCCCAGCUGUUGUUAAAAGAGCACCUCCCAUGAGUUCUCUGCCCAUCCGAUUCUUACUCUGAAUAAGUGUUGACGCUAAACCAUGAAAUACUGUUUUUGACUAUUCACUUUUACCCUUUCAGUUGUUUGUGAGAUUUUAACAUUUUCAUUCAUAUUUACGGCUUGUUUUUAGGACAGUCAUGGAAAUGAUAUAAACCUUUGUAUCUUUUUCGUGGGGAUCUUUGUGACUGACAAUACUGGACAAACAACAGCCAUUUACAGGUAAAUCUUACCAUAUUUACGUUGGGAAACCUACUAACUAGUUAAGGCCUCAAUUAAAUAUUUUUUUGUAAGCUCUUAAAAUUAUCUAAUAUUUUUAGGUACAUUUUGAAUAUGAUUUAAUAUUUUGAAAAAUAUUAAAUUUUUUGAUUACUUUUAUAGAUUUUUGAAUAUAUAUAUCUUUAUUUUUUUUUAUAUUUAAAAAAAAAAUAAUUUAAAAAGAUUAUCCCAAAAAUAUUACAUUUAAAAAUAAUAUAAUCAAGAGGAAAACAAAUCUACUUAUUGCAUUUUACAAAGGGAACAUAUUCUGCAGCGCUGUACAAUUAUACAAUAAGGAUAUAGAACUGCAAAAAAAUGUCAAUAGAUAAAAAAGUUAAAGAGGACCCUGAAUGAUUGACUGUCCGAAAUCAAUAUAGUAAAUUUAAUUGCACUACUCUGGAUUCAUAUUUUCAUUCACUAUUUUUCAAUGAAUUAUAGAAUAAAAUCACAUUACCCUGUGUUUAUUCAUCUAUUCCUGUUACUGCAAUGUGUAUUAGAAAAAGCAAAAGUAGCAGUUAAUUAUUAAUAAUUUUUGUUUUUAAAUGACUUUCCAAAUGAUAUAUCUAUACAAGUCGCCAUCAAUGUCUUUUAGAAUUCUCGUAGCUAAAUUGUUCGUCUUUCUAACAGUAUGGAAUUAUUUGGAAAGCUUAAUUAAUCGAGGCCAUGGUAACUUGGCAAAGGAUCUCGAAUUGUGGGUUUCUGUAGGAAAACUGUGUAAUUACUCUGAUCUAAUGAAAUGUACUUCUAUAUCAAUAUCAGAACAAAGAAUAGUAAGGAGAUAAUUGUUGGUUUAUAAACAACAUGAGAAGUUUAAAAUUAUAUAAAAAGUAUAAUGUUUAAAAGUUCUUUUGCUCAAUCACAGGGGUGAGCUGGAUAUAAAUCCAUGUUUCGCCCAAUUAGCGAGACGGACUGGUUACCAUCCAGUAAAAAUGAUAUGCAUUUAUAGAAUACACAAGGUUUUAAAUUUGACUGUUUGGCUAAUUAAGAAAUUACCACAUAUACCAUCCCUGUAUUUUCUCUUCUUGUUUGGUGAAAAGGAUAAAUCUGAUAAAACGCACAGACCGUACUCAGCAUCUCUAGCAGUGAUCAAAAGGCAGGAAAAGUGCAACGAAACCUCUACUUGAGAAUGAACUGUGAGAAUGUAGAAUGUUUUUUUUUUGCCAGCCUAAUGUAGAAUCUUGUCUGUAGGUGGAAUGAUAUUGGAAAUAUCACCCACAACAAGUCUGCAAUUGUACUGGAGCUGACGAGGAAAGAAGAAUCUCCUCUUUUUCACACGGUAGGGGAAUAUCUAUUACACAAUUACAAAGUCUUGAACUGAAAUAAAGUACAAAUUUCUUGAGUUACGACUGCCAAUUGGUCUAACCCUUUGUUUUUUUUCAUUUCCUUAGGAAUGACUCCAUUUUUAAAUACUGCCUUAGGUUUUGUGACUGCAUUAACCCUUGAACCUCUUUACCGAUAGGCAUUUUAUUACACAAUUCUAAUUACAUUUAAAAAAAAAUGUUUUGUUUAUUAUUUAACCUAAAAAUCAUUGUUUAGCAGAUGUACCCAAUGAAAACAUGCAUGCAUUGUAAGGGGACAGGUUGCAGUGUACCCAGACCAAUUCAAUGAGAUGAAGUGAUCUGGGUGCCUAUAGUGUCCUUUUUAAGCAUUUUACCAUUGGGGUAUUUAAAAAAAGAAAAACGUUGAAAAAGCUGCAGCCUUUGCAAGAACUCCCCUUCUAACCCCACUCAGACUUUCUGUGGCUGUCCAAUCACAGAAGGCAGGUGCUCUGAGCAAUUGCUGCCUAUUGAGCUCCACUGAGCUAAACAAACCAGAAAGUAACAGGAUCUGUUGUCUGUUUGAUAACCAGGGUAACAAGGUUAUUUAUAAAAGUGCCAAUUUCUAUUGAAACCUGCACUUCUUGUUUGUAAAAUGAAGACCUACAAAGUAAGAUGAAGUGCUUUAGAGUUCUGAAGUUUCCAUUUAAGCCACACUCUAUACAUUAUUCAGUUUUAGAUGCUAACUGGUUGUCCAAGGCCCAAUAAAGUAGGAUUAUUAUUAUGUUAUUGUUUAUAUAGCGCCAACAAACUCCACAGCGCUUUAAAGUGGGUGGACAAACAGACAUGUAGUUGUAACCAGACAAGUUGGACACACAGGAACAGAGGGGUUGAGGGCCUUACUCAAUGUGCUUACAUGCUUAGAGGGAGUGGGGUAAAGUGACACAAAAAGUAAGGAUAGUAUUAGACUAAUGACAGCUCCAAGAGAGGAAUCAGUCGGGAGUUAACAGUUUAAUUGAUACACUUUUAUGAAGAAGUGGGUUUUUAAUGAGUUUUUGAAGGAGUGGAGACUGGGUGAGCAUCUAACGGAGGAGGGAAGCGAGUUCCACAGGAACGGUGCAGCCCUCGAGAAAUCUUGAAGGCGAGCAUCAGAGGUGGGAGUACGGACAGAAGAUAGACGCAAGUCUUCAGCAGGGCGUAAGGGCCUAGACGGGACAUACUUGUGUAUUAGGAAGGAUAGAUAGGUGGGAGCAGCAUUAUGGAGCAUUCCAGGAAAGCCGGUGUAAUGGAACAAAACCACCCAUAAAUGAACUAUAUCGUGUACAAUUGAUGCACAAGAUCACUUGUGAAGUGUGACGAACCUCGCAAUGUAGCAGAGUUUAGGUUAAAUAAAAUCCAAUCAAGAAGCCAAAUCUGCCUUACAGUUGGGUAAAUGGAAAACCAAUCGAAUAAUUAGGUGAGAGAACAAUUGUUUUUUGCUCCCACCCCCACAACGUAAUUUAUUAAAUCUGUUAAUAUAUGGCGCUUUUUUUUUUUUUUUUUUAAAGCAACACAGUGGGUUUAUUCAUCUUUUUUGGUUCUUUUACCUACAAAAAUGUAUUCUUUUUCACUUUUAUAUUACCUGCCACUAUAAAUUUGGCAUUAUUUUCUGAAACAAUUGUGGAAUUUUGGCAGAGAUUGCUGACUCUUUUUAGGUUAUUUUUACAACAAUUUAAAUAAAAAUGUGAACAGAUUAGACCAUACAUAAAAUACAUUUUUCAGCUCAGUUUAAUAAAUGUCCUCAAAUUUUGCACUACUUCAACUACUUUAUGACAAGGUAUUGGGCAAAUAUAAUUCUAUCAGUCCUGAUAUGUCCUCUGUCAUAAAGGGGUUAAAGGGAGAGAGUAAGCACACUUAUUAAAAUGUGUUGAUUACACAGAUUUAUUUGUCCAGUCUUCCAAAUGAAAAAAAUGACUUGGCAGAUACGAGUAAGUUAUCUUCUCGUGUUAGAGUGCACUAUAAUAAAUCACAUCUGGCCUCACACAACGAGCUGAAACAUUUCUGUUAUUUGCCUGUGGUAAUUAUCUGAGACACAACAAGUAUAGACACAUUGGUGUUAAACAAGCCAUCUGGCAGAAUUCUAAUACACCUUGAAGGAUGUCUGACACUUCUACCUGUUAAGUUGUUUAUGUUGGCUUAGUGCAUUGCUGUUCUCUUUACAAACAGAAACCCGAGGUUUGAGACACUGUUGAUUUUGUGUGUUUGUGUGUUUCAGGAUGAUGUUGAAAACAGUAAAUAUAUAUCUCGAUUGUUUGCUACGAGGCUUAAGUUUUACAAAGGCAACAAAAUAUGCACAGAGUAAGUGGCAUGCAAUGUGCACAACAGAUAUACAUUGUACAAUGUUUCAAACUUUGUUUUCAUGUAUUCGUUCUAUUUAUGUCUGUCCACAUAUAGUAUGCGUCAUUUUCACAUGAGUAAGUUUAACAGGAGAAAUGUUGUCUUGAAGGCAGUGGGAGAAAUUUAAAGAAAUACUCAGAGCACAAUAACAGCUACAGCAAGUUGUAUUGGUCGUGGUGUCAGGAGUGCCCUGGUACCCCCCAGCGUAAGCAGGCAAACCAUUUUGUAAUUGACUGACUUUUUAAACUGUGGUCUUCUGGGCAUCACCCCAUGCCUCAAUGGGAGUCUUGGCAGUGCAGGGAUUAGCUCAUUGGCUUAGAGCAGGGCUGCCAAACAGGUAGAUCCCCAGAUGUUGUAGAACUAAAAUUCCCAUGAUACUUUGCAUGCUUUUAUAAUGCAUUUAGAAUGACAAAGCAUCAUGAGAGUUGUAGUUCUACAACAUCUGGACAUCUACCUAUUGGGCAGCCCUGAUUUACAUGAUGUGAGUGUCCCUUUAAAGUGAAUACGCAUCUUGAUCUAAUCCUUCACCUUUAAUCGCCCUAAGAAUAUCCGUUUCUGCUGCUGUUAGAAGGUUGCAUUAGCAAGACUUGUUUUAACGACAACUACAAAAAACCUUUAAUAAAAUAGUAAUCAUAUGGGUAAACCAAAAAUCGUACAUACUUGCAUGUUUUAAUUUGGAUCAGAUUUUGUAGCCUUUAUUUUAUAUUAUUUUACAUGGCUCCAGUCUACAAUUUGUAGUACAUGUUACAAAACAUGUAAACACAUAGUUCACUUUUAUAUUUAACAGGCAAUCGAUAACUCCUCCUGUGGUCAGACGCCGGCACACCUGGAACAGGUCCUCCUCGGUAUGUGCAAUGUUUUCUCCUAUUGAAGGUGGUUUCCUCAUUAAUGGAGAUAAUAUUAAAGCUGUUUUUGCUUUAUUUCUCACACUAUUGUAGUCACGGCAGCAGCCAGUACUUCCUCAAAGACAUAUUCAUAGCAGCGAGAUAUACAUCUCAGAAGGUAAGUGCUAGUACUCAUGUUUCCUGAUUUAAACUGUACUUUAAUAGUACCACUGUGAAUUUGUGUGGGUGUAAAUGUGUUUGAAUAUAUAUCAGAAUUCAUUGCAGACAUAAUUAUAUACAUGUGCUUCUGUAUGUGUAUAUAUAAUAUAAAUAUAUUCUAUGACUACCAAUACAGUAAACAAACAGGAACAACCGUAACAAAUGCAGAUGUCAACAAAAAAGUGGUCUUUCAUUUCUGGAAGAUUUUUUUUUUUUAAUGCAAUUUAUUUAUUUUAAUUAUUUGGUUUGCUGAUGCAUUAAAUAAUUAUGAAAGGAACGUUCCAUUCCUCUAAAGCACCUUUAGACUUGUUUGAGAAAAGUUCGUUUUUAAAAAAAAAAAAAAUCCCCUCAGUAACACCUCCCAGGUUCCCUGUCUCACUCAUGAAGUGAGUGCAUCUAAUAUAGAAGCAUUGGUUUGUUUCUAUGUUACUCUCUGAGAAGCUUUGUUGGUGUAUCCAAUGCUUCUGUAAGAGUAGCCUCUGAUUGGACACAAGUCAUCAAUAGCCAUGGCCUGAUGCUGCAGUGAGGAGACUUUCCCAAUACAGGAAGGAAUAAUGUAAGUUUAACGGAUGUUUACGGUUUCAGUGCUGCAUUGAGGGGAGGGUUAUUAAUCUAAAAAAUUUAAGGAACAGUCCAAUAAAAAAUGUCUGCUCUACCUCCAUUGAUGUCUUUCUAAUCCAAUUAAAUACUUCUCAUAGAGGUGCAUUGGGGAUGAGAAAUGCAUGUGCAGCGAGCGCCACAUUUCUCCAGUCGAAUGCUUCUCAUAGGGAAGAGUUGAAUCCAGUUCUUCCCUAUAGUAUGCGAUAGAGGACAUUCAAUGUUCUCAUGCAAUGCGUGAAAACAUUGAAUAAUACAUUACCAGUCUGACUUGGUUGUAGCACCGGGAGCACCCUCUAGUGGCUGUCAGGAAGACAGUCAGUAGAGGUAUGUUUAGCCCUGCAUUGUAAACAUUGCCGUAUCUACAAAACCGAACCUAAACAGGGCAACUGCACCCACAUAACCUGGUCUAGGUGCCUAUAAGUGACUCAAAUGUACAACAGAUUUACAUUACAGAUUUUGAUAUAGAUUUGAUUUCAUCAAUUAAUUCAGAAAAACUGCAAUUGUUGUUUAUUUUUCGUUUAUCUUCCAGACAAUAUUUUCCAUAUAAAUGAGGACCCAGUGAGUUACAGACCGAUUUCGCAGACAAGUUUAGAUGGAUAUCCAGAAAUUAAUGGGACUGUAUUGAAUGGAAGUGUUUCCAGUGCUCAUAGCAUAAACUCUCUUAACCAUUCACAAAGUAUCACCCAGGCUUCUCCACGGACAUCAAACGUUAGUAUCACAGCAAGUGACCUCAUGGCACUAGAUUACCUCACAAAGAUGCGCCAUAGUGCAACGGUUGUGCCGUCUUACAGGCCAACACCUGAAUAUGAGACUGUAAUGAGGCAAAAGAAUAGAGGCAUUCUUCCCCCUGAUGGCCAGAAUCAAUCUUUAAGAAAUCUCAACCUUGGAAACGCACAUGCUUACAGGCCAUGUGACAGUUUGGUUUAUGGUCAGUCUGAAUUUCCAGAAAGACCCCAUUACAUGGUUCUCUACGGACCGCAUGCUACUUAUGGAAAUAAAGUUCUGAAUCCAACUGAACGCAUUCUCCAUGGUGUGGCUUCCAACCAGGAAAAUAUUAAAUCCAUAUCGCACACAGUCAGUACACCAGAGUUGGCUAAUGUGUUACCGCAACCCACGCAAGGUUUCACGGCUUCUCGUAAACUAAGAAAUAGGUCUUCUCUGCCCCCACCUCACUACUCACAACCACGACCAGCUAGUAGCACUCCAGACUUGGCAAGUCAUCGCCAUAAAUAUGUUAGUGGCAGCAGCCCAGACUUGGUGACCAGAAAGGUACAGCAAUCUGUUAAAACAUUCCAGGAGGACAGUGCUCCAGUGGCACGUCAGUCUUUUCAAGAGGUCAGUGAACUAUUAAUGAGACCCACCCAUCGACCCACUGUGAAAAAACGCCACAGUUUGGAAGUUAUUAACAGCAUGGUAUGUGGCAUGGAAGCUAUGGCAAUAAAUUCACUAAAUGCACCACUGCCCCGAAGGAAUACAUUACGAGAGUUGGUGCACACCGAGGAGACCAUGCAGAAGGACCAGGAUGUUCAUCAACUUCCAUUGUAUCAUCACAAAAAAAAUAUUUCUGAUGCCACAAUGUUGAUACACAGCAGCGAGAGUGAAGAAGAGGAAGAAGUAGCUGCUCACAAUCCUGUACCCCAUGCUUCAUCUACAAAUAGAAUGUCUUACAGCUAUCAGCUACAAGCUGCCCUAGCCAGAAUGCCAAAUAAACCCCCUCCAGAAUAUCCAGGUCCAAGAAAAAGUAUAAGCAACGGAGCUUUAAGACAUGAUUCUUCAUGUCUCUAUGCUGCGAUAGCUAGAACCAAGGCAACAUGCCAAAGGACAUCACAGACUGCCUCUGUUUCUAGAAAUGAACAGGCAACAAUAAAUGGGGCUUCUCUUGGGCCAUCUAUCUCGGAACCUGAUCUUACCAGUGUCAAGGAGAGGGUCAGAAAGGAACCAGUUAAGGAAAGGCCUGUAUCGGAAAUGUUUUCAAUAGAGGAUACGAUUGUAGAAAAGGAAAUCAUGUUAAGAGUAAGUAUAUAUAAAAUUGUGCAAUAAUCAUGGAAUUUCAUGUAAAAAUUUGAAUUUAAAUACAUUUAUUAGAGAAGACAAAUCGUAUCUGCAGAUAAAUGUAUUAAAUAUGCUAAUUUAAUUUUUAUUUUAUUUUUUUUAUUAUUGCUAUCGAGGAUGGAAUACUGAGAGAAUCUUUAGGUUAGAACCUAUAAAAGUUGCCAUUAUUCAUGUUGUAUACAUUCUUGAUAAUUUCUUAAAAUUUAUAUUUAUUACAAUAAAUGUUUGAUCUAUUUUUAUUUACACGGAUUGUGAAGAUGAGAGAAAUUUAUUGUCAAAUUUUAGACUGGACAUGAAGAUAUAUAGAAUGAUACGCAUUGUGUCUGUGAAACAAAAGUAAAAAAAAAAGAUUCCAUCUGUAUUUUAAACUUUAUUUGAGCUUGAUUCUUCUUGCUUUCUAUGAAAGGUCUGUUUAAAUUCAUUAAAAGAUGCUGUAAAUAAAGGACCAAAACCUGUAUUAAUUGUCAGCGGCAGCAUUCCUUGGCUUUUGGAUUUGUUGAUUUGAAGAUUAAAAACAUUCCAAUAUUUGCUGGCAUAACUAACGUAGAUGAAAACAUGUGUUUUCUUGCCAAAAGAAUUUAGAAAGGGAUAAGAUGGCAGGAUUGGAGGCUCAGAAGAGGCCCUUGAUGUUGGCAGCGUUGAAUGGACUCUCUGUUUCCAGAUUUCCUAUGCUUGAGGCACGGCAGGAGGAAUCUGCGAAGAUGCCAGUGGAUGAGAGGGUAAGAUUAGUCUCUACUCAGCACUGUUGAUAUUAUUUUGUGUCUUAACCAGUUGAGUGCCAAAAAGGUGGUGAAAUCUAUUGCAAAGCAAUGUGCCCACUGGCAUGAACACAGAUGUGCUUUUAUGGUAUGCCAAAUAAACACUUUGAGUGCUGGAGGGAGACAAUGCAGAGCCAGGCACACCAAAUAAAGGUUAAAUUAUCAGUCAAAUUGACAUUUUUGUGUUUCAGUUUGGUUUUUAUGUGAAUCUAUUUCAAAGAGAAAUUGUUUUUCUGUUUUUUUAUUUUAUUUAUUUUUUAUUUAUUUUGUAAUCCCCAGUUAAUUGUGAUUUUAAUAACAAUACAAUACUUUGUAAAUAUAUCCGGCUUUGACCGGAAAGGCACAAUAUUUUUGUUCCCUGUACUACUGUUGAGUGUUUGCUUAUUUGUGUCCCACUUUUGGGGGGCAACAAAAAAAUGCCCCAUGUAAAGUGCCUGAAAGAGCAUCAUUAAACAUGCCCAAGCUGUGAUAAAAUGGCUUUUCUGUCCCUAUGAGUAUGCUUCAAGAGCCUGUUUCACGUGGGUAACCCCAAGACUAGCAUGCACAUGUGUCGGCAGCAUUUUUCUCUAUCUCUUUAUGAGUCACUGAUAUGCCCCUACACUCUCACGUCCUUCCUUUUCCUCUUUCUUACAUACAGAGAAAUACAAGGAGAAUAUUAUAUGGCUACUCAUUAAAUUUAAGUGAAAGUAUAAGGUGUGUGUAUAUGUAUAUAUAUUUAUUUAUGGCCAGGUACCAUAAUGAGUAAUAAUGCAUGGCCAGGAGGCAGUAAAGCGUGAUUGGUUACCAAAUACAUAGUCUUUAAUGUGAGGAAAAAAAACUGAUUGAUUGAAAUAGAAGUCCGCUAAACUAAAGUCAGUGUCUAAAUGCGUGUUUGUAAUACAUGUAUAGUGUGUGUGUGUGUGUGUGUGUGUGUGUGUGUGUGUGUGUAUAUACGUGUAAAAUAAGGUCCACUCACAGGUCUUCAACUGCAUGGUUUUAAUGGUGAUAAUUAUUUCAAAAACAUAUGGAUUAACAUUUCAAGUGAUUUUUUUCAAGAUAUGUUUAACGCAGUUUGCCCCAGGCACAGGCUGGAUUUCCCCUUAGGCACAGUAGACCACCGGGGGAACCUGUUUUUUUUUCAGCACUUACAAUGUGACUUUUCGAGCUUAAAGGGACACUAUAGUCACCAGAACCACUACAGCUUAAUGUAGUAAAGUUUAGAAACAUAAAUGCUGCCUUUUCAGCUAUAUAUAUUGUUAAUUAUUUUUUUUGUUGUUCGGUAGAUACUUUCUUCUUUAUCAUCUAUAUAUGCCACUUUCUAUGUGUCUUAUUUAGUACAAGUUCUUAAGAAAGAAACUGGAGGAGGGGACAGUAUUUACAGAAUACGAGCAAAUUCCAAGAAGAAAGGCAGAUGGUGUUUUUACCACUGCGAUAUUGCCAGAAAAUCUAGAACGUAAUCGUAUCCGUGAAGUUGUUCCUUAUGAAGAAAACAGAGUAGAACUUUCGCCAACCAAUGAAAACCGUACCGGGUACAUCAAUGCAUCACAUAUAAAGGUAACAUUCCAAGUAUUUAAUGUAAAGAAAUUCACAGCAGCAGGUGUUAACAUCACGCGUUGGGUGCAUUUUGUUAAGAUUUAUACUGCAAUUAUCAAAGGGACAAAUGUGCUGUACCAUUCUGUACAGAAAUGUACAAAAUGUAGAAAUGUAUUAAUUCAUUUCAGCCCAUCCCAAAUAAGUAAUAGAUUUAUUUAACAAAAUAAAACAAAAAUUGUGUACCUCUAAGGGAAACUAGUCAUGGAAUGAAAAAUCAAUGUUUCUUAUCUCGUAAGGUGCCGUGGAUGAUCCAGACAAAAUUGGUUUAAAAAAAUGAAAUAAGUUGUAUUAAAAAUGAACAUCUAAUAAAAAGCGAAAAAUAAAUAAAUACAAUUUUAGAAAACACACGAAUUGCUAAAAGUGCUCAUGUACAUUGCUUGUGGUGUAUCUCUGCAGGUAUGUGAUAGAUAUACAAAAUAUACUUAUUAUGGACACUAGAAGGUGUGAACAACACAACUCAGAUUCAAACGUCUUAACUAAGUGGCUUCACAAUUGUUAGUACAGAACAAAUUAAAUCCACAAUCCUAAUUCAAUGUGUUGUCAGCAUACACAUCUGUAUAUCAGACAACUUAGUUAUAGGCACUGAAUUAGCUACAUAUAGUUUGAGGAUAAUAAUGUGGGUUACACUUCCAUGUGCAUAGUACCUGGGACCAAAAUAAUGGGGGGGAAAACACUUGACUGAUAUUCAGAGUAGUAUAGACAGCGAGAUAAGAUCUAUGGUACUAUGGAUCCAAAAAAAACAUAUUCGAUGUUCUAUUACUUUGUCUAAUCUGAAAUAAAUGCUAAAUAAUCCCUCCUCCUCCCCCCCCCCCUGCCCACUGUGCCUCGCGGGCACCUAUGUCUGCUUCCCAGACUAGGCUGAAUACACUUCGAAUAAACCCUAGGUAAGUGUGAUCACUUUAGUGAAGAAAGUGCAUUAAACAUAAUGCGAUAGAGUAGUCAUAACUGCACAUCAGAGUGCUGUCUACUGAAGUAUAGUAAGACGCAGUCAGGACCCCUGAUGCACGCGUUUCGCCCGACCUGGCUCAUCAAAGGGGACUCUAGUUUUUUUCAAUUUUUUAAACCAAUUUUGUCUGAAUCAUCCACGGCACCUUACGAGAUGAGCUAAACCUAUUGCUUUUUCAUUCCAUGACUAGUUUCCCUUAGAGGGACACACUUUUUGGUUUAUUUUGUUCAAUUUCUCCCUUGGAGUUACCCCCCACUACUAGUGUACCCCUUAGAACUAUUGGCUCGAAUUUAUUUUUAUUUUCCUAAUAGAUUUUUUUUUAUUUUGAAUAUUUACAAUCUUAGAAGAGAGAGCCAUCUACACAAAUGUUGGCAACAACUUCCAGUUUGUGGCUACAACAUAUAUUGGUAUGGUAAAAAAGAAUAGAAGCUUGCAUUAAACCAUACUUUGAGGAUGAAAUAAAAUGACAAAAUAAAUUGGCUUACAUUUAUUUCAUUUUCCUAUGCAUGACUGGUCGGUCAUGGAUCUUUUCUCUUGCAUAUGCAUUUUGUUUCCAACGCCAUUUACUGCACAUUGUGCAGGUCUGCCAUUAUUGAUUGACGGCUCACAUAAAUGGGAAGUGUUACAUGCUAAAAAGGCUUGCGCAGGAUGCCAUGCAAACUGAAUAAUGAGUCAUCUUACAGUAUGAACAGGUUGGUGUCAACUGCCUGCCACAGGUUUAGUGUUUUGUUCAGUUUUAUAUAUCGUUGUAUCUGGCUUACUCCAAAGACAGAUGUAUUUUGUUGUUGAAUAUUGUCAAAUGAAAAAAUACUCUAUUAUGGCUGCACCUGUAAUCAAGUGAAGUUGCCCUUGUAUGUGGGAUGGGGGUAACUGGCUGGCUUAUAUACAGUUAAAAUUAGUCUUCCUUAUAUGAAUAAUGCCAAACCUAAAAUCAUGGCUGCAACAACAAAAAACAUGACUGACAUACAUGCAGAGUAUAUAUUCGGCAUACAAGUGAAGCAUUGAAGACUGAGCAUCAUGGGGCAUGUAGUUCACAAACCUUUGUAGUGCCCUGGCCAGCUAUUACAGAUUUAAAACUGUCGAACUUGAUGUAAGCUCAUUGAACAGGGCCCUCAACCCCUCUGUUCCUGUGCGUCCAUUUGUCUGGUUACAACUACAUGUAUGUUACUCCACCCUUUGUACAGCGCUACGGAAUUUGCUGGUGCUAUAUAAAUAAUAAAAUAAUAUUUAAUCCACCCAUAAACACAGGACUGCUAGCUCUUUUUUUGGAAAGGUUUUUAAUCUAUAGGAACAGUAUAAACAAUAUACAAGUUGUUGGGCCCCUGGAGGUUUUGACUUGAGCCCAGUUUUAACUUGUCUUUCAACAUCAAAGAAUUUGGCUCAUAAUGACAUAUAGGUUUAACCACAAGAAUGCAUUCUCUCUACAGUAUUAGCAGUGCAUCAAAUAGCAAUCCAAAGUAAACACUGACUGUUUAGUGUAGAGUAACUAUUAAAAGUUAAAUAAUUGUUCAGAAUAUCAACAUUUUUAGCUGUUAAAUAACAUUCCUGGCAACAUAACCUAAUUGAAAUAAAGUUGUUAUAGUGUGAGAAGGUCCUUGUGUUGGCCUGCCUCAAGGGGUUAAGCUAUUAAUGAACCAUUUAACCCCACAGUCUUUGAAUCCGGUUCCCAAUAUCUCUGCUUAGCUAUUUACGCCGCAGUCCGAUGCUUCCUGAUUCAAGUGGUGCACAGGGACCUCUGUGCAUGAUACUAAUUUCAUUACAAUGAAGUUGUUACGGUAGCUGGAGUGUCCCUUUAAAACUCUAAAUGAUUUUCUAAAUGGCGAAUCCAAAAUAAGUGGUUAAAUUAAAAUUUGCCAAUAUUGUCUAAAAUUGACCUAUAUUGAUCCAAAUCAUGGAGCCAGGCAGAACUAGCUUUCUUGUAAUUCUAACAUAUUAUGCAAGAUAACCGUCCAACAUUCCGACAAUUAAAAUGGACAAGCAAAUCUUUGAUUCUUAAAUUCAGCAUGUGGCUAGCAAAAUUGAAUUGAAGGCCAAUCUGGUAAUAUGCAGCUCAUUGUUACUGUCCUUUUGUGGCAAUCCUAGUUUAAUACAGUAAAAACCAAGGAAAAAGUGUUACCUGCGCACUUCCAAAAUCCCGAUGCAUAUUUAACCCCUUAAGGAUGCAGCUUCAAAAACUGGACUUACCCUUAAGGACACAAGCAUUUUUAGAAUUUUUUUUUUUUUUUUGCGGUUUGUGUUGAACCUCCAUUUGCAUUUUUCCUAUUUAUUGCACAAACACAUGUUAUAUAUCGUUUUUUUAAAGGACAAAAAGGGCUUUAAUCUGAUGUGACAUAUACAUAUAUAAAUUCUUAUUUAUUGUAAAAAAAGUUUAGGCAAUAAUAACGUGUGUAUAAAAAGUGCAGCUUAAGGAAAGUAAUUAAAAUAUUUAAUUAGUUGUUCUGAUUUUCAGAGUACGUAAUAUGUCUAGGAUUUCAGCUUAUUUUAAAAGUUACAGGUCACAAAAUACAAGGAGUAAAAUAAAAUUUUAAUGUGGAGCUAUUUUAGAAUUUGGUAUGUUUGUCUUGUAAGCUUAAUAGCCAUCACAGAAAGCAAAAUUGCUGCACAAAAGUAUAUAUUUAUAUAAAGCACACAUCACAGGUUAUUUACUAAAGGGUAUUCUGACACUUUUUACGUAGCCAUUUCACCGCCAACCUCUGCUAAAUAGUGUAGUAAAAUUGUGUGUGUGUUUUUUUUUUUUUUUCAGUUUUCUAACAUACACACAUAAAACGAUUUUUUUAUGUGUAUUUCAUAAAUCUGAUAUAUACUACUGCUGUAGAAAACCCAAUAUUGUUUUCAGCCAUAUCAACGGAGUAAAACAAUACCCCCAAUCUAUGCCUUUGCCACUAUCCUGUAAAGUUACAGUAUCAUAAGAGACCUGACCAUUUCAGUUUUCACAGUGAUAAUUUUGAUAGAUGAAUUUGAUGGGGGCAAGUCUCAUUUUGGGGCAUUGUAGCAGUUUAACUGUUGAAUUUAUCCCUCAAGGACCUACCAUUGGUGAAAGUAGACACUGCUGUAUAUCACAUAUGGUGUAUAUUGUGCCUUAACGUGAUGCAAUUUUUUCACCAGUUUAUGUCAAACUUUGUGGUAAAAUAAUUUUUUUUUUCCAUUUUUUACAUACACGUUACAUUUUUUGGGGUCAUUUUCCAAGUCUGGUAUGUGCCACUGAUCAAAAUCCCAUAAUUAUGCUUGGCAAACUCUUCUGAAUAAAACAAUAGCCCCAAUGUAUGUCUUUUCCAUUAUCCUGUGAAGCUACAGUGCCUUAAAAGAGUCCCGACCAUUACAGUUUUUACAGUUAGAAUUUUGAUAAAUGGAUUUGGUGUGUCUAUAUGACAUUUUAGGAAUUGUAGCAGUUUGAAAGUUAAAAUUACCCCAUAAAUGCAUACCAUUUGUGAAAGUAGACACCACGGGCUAUGUCAUAUGGUAUAUUUUGAGCUUUAUUAUACAGUUAUGUCAGCACCAAUUUAUUUCAAAUUUUAUCAUAUUGUUUUAUUUUUGCAUUUUUAUACACACGUUGUAUUUUAGUGGUUAAUUUUGGAAACUUGAUAUAUGCUACUGUAAAUUAAAUCACUAAAUUAUUCUCAGCUAUAUUUCCUGAGUACAAAAUGACCCCCUUUGUAUACCUUAGUCAGGUUUUUGUGAAAAAAUACAGGGCUAAAAUCAUACCCGGCCCAGUACAGUUUUUUUUAAAGGCAAAUUGACAAUGGGUCUUUGUUUCAUUUUGGGGCAUUUUAGUCGCUCAUAUAUUUAAAUUAUGCCACCAAUGCAUACCAUUUACAAAAGUGGACACCAUGGGGACUCUCACAUAAAAUAUUAUAAGCUUUAUUGAAGUGACAUUUUGUUACCAUUUUGUUUCAAAGUUUGUGGUAUUUAUUUUUAUUUUAACAUUUUUACAUACACAUAGUAUUUUUGAUGCUUAUUUUUUAAAUCUCGUGUGUCCCACUGUCAUAAAAUUAUCUUAGCUGUACUCAGCAACAUCUUCUCAGUACAAAUAUACCCCAUAUGUAUAUCUUUGGAAAGUAGCGAUCUUAAUCUUAAUCCCAAUCUAAAUCCCUAAUCCUAAACCAAGCCCUAAUUCUAAACCAAAUCCUAAUCCCAAAUCUAACCCUCAAUCUAAUAAUAAACCCUUACCACAAUCCUAACCCAUAACGUAAUCCCAUGUGUAACCUUAAUUAUAACCUUAAUCCUAAUCUCAAUCUUAUCUUUAGCAAUAGUGUUAAAAUGAGCCCCCCCUGCUGGUGUCAGCAGAGGAAUUCCCUCGCUAUAUUCAGCAAGGGAUGCCCGUGCUGACCAUAAUCCUAAUCUUAACCAUAAUCUGAAUCCUAAUCUGAAACAUAAUCCCAGUGCUACAAUUAAUUAUAAACCUAAUCUUAAACAUAAAUUUAAUAAUAUCUGUUCUGAUAUUAGUAAAGGAGAUUUAAACUAAAAUAGACAGUGGUAUGUUGCCAUCUACUGGCUAUUUUCAGUAUUGCAGUCUCCCAUCUCUUACAUUGAAGCCAUUAUGCCCAAUGCAAUGUGAUCUGUGCUGGGCAACUGAAAAUUCCCAGCACUGAUCAGAAUGGCAUUGGGGCAUAGAGGGUGUUCAGACCCUGGGGGUCUCCCAAGCACCAGAUCACUUGAGAGAAUGACUGUAGCUGAGCUUGAUUGCUCAGCUGUAGUGUUUUGUGGAUUUAAAUGGCUACAUGCAGUGCUGACUUUCAGCACUACAUGCAGCUCAUCAAAAAGUCUGGGGCCACUAAAAAUGGCCCCAGCUGACAGACGGAAGCCCCAGGUAUCUAUUGAUACCUAGGUUUCCUGGUGUGAGCAGAGAUUUAACCCUGCUCACACUACAUUGCUGUCUAUGGGGAUUUAAAUCCAUAGCCCCCAGUGUCACUAGUGUCAGUGUCACUAUGUCUUCCAGCCAGUGUCUGUGUUCCCAUGCCUCCCAGUCAGUGUCCACGUGUCUCCCAGUGUCCCCUAGUCUGCCAGUGUCUGUUCCCAUGUCUCAGUGUUCCUAUUGUCCCCAAAUGUCUGUGUCCCCAUGUCUCCCAGUGUCUGUGUCCCCAUGUCUCCCAGUGUCUGUGUCCCCAUGUCUCCCAGUGUCUGUGUCCCCAUGUCUCCCAGUGUCUGUGUCCCCAUGUCUCCCAGUGUCUCCCAGUGUCUCCAUGCCUGUAUCCACAAGUGCCCCCAUGUCUCCCAGUGUCCGCAAGUGUCUCUGUCCCCAUGUCUCCCAGUGUCCGCAAGUGUCUGUGUCCCCAUGUCUCCCAGUGUCCGCAAGUGUCUGUGUCCCCAUGUCUCACUGUGUCCGCAAGUGUCUGUGUCCCCAUGUCUCACUAUGUCCCCAUGUCUCUCAGUGUCCCUUAGUAUCCCAGACAUGGGGACACGGGGAGAAAUGAGGACACUGGGAGACUAGGGGACUGGGCGACAUGGGGACACUGAGACACUGGGAGACUAGGGGACUGGGCGACAUGGGGACACUGGGAGACUAGGGGACUGGGCGACAUGGGGACACUGACACUGUGAUACAUAGGGACACUGAUGCCAGACUGGCCUUCCAAUUCUUUGGACAGACAUGCCCUUUUUUUGGGCAUGUUAGCCCCUUUUGGCAGUUCUGGUCACGUGAUUCGCGUCAGUGGCCCACCCUUUUACCCCACCCAUUGACUUCCUGCUUCACUGGACACUGCUAUUAGGGGGUAUGGAUUUACUUGAAAGAUGAAAGCAUAAAUUAGAGAAAGAUUAGCAUAGAGUAUGUGUUUUCUUAUAGCUGCCUCCUUUGAGUUUCCCUCCAACACCAACUCCAUCAGAAACAUGACGCUUGGGAGGUAUGAAUGUUUUAUUGUUUUUGGUUGAUCAGAUUCUGUAAUUAGGCCCCAUAAUAAUUGUCAGCACCAGGCCCACUGGGAUCUUAAUCUGGCCCUGGUGGACGGUCUAUGGAGUGUUCCAAAAUUGUAACUUGUAAUUGUGACUGUAUCACAGGUUGCUGUUGGUGAAAAAGAACUGCACUACAUUGCCACCCAAGCACCUUUGCCUCACACAUUCCAUGAUUUCUGGCAGAUGGUGUGGGAACAUGGGGUGAACGUCAUCGCCAUGGUAACUACUGAAGAGGUAUGUAGUGCAACAAUUGCUAUUUAAAUAUGUUUGCGAGUUUGUGCGCGUGAUACAAAUCCUAGCAUUGAGGGGUUCUAGUGAGAUCAUAAAUCCUUGCAAUGAAGACUCUGGGAUGGCAUUAUUUUUACACUGUGCAUGCUUGUGUUAUGUAAUUAUUAUUUUUUUCAAUUAUUUUUUAAAUUAGAGUUAUGGUGAGGGCAAUAGCCAAACUGAAAACCGAAUUAACUUUUUAGAAUUGUUUGUAAUUUAGCUAUUAUGGUCUACAGUUUGGAAUUCCAUUUGAAUUCCCAGCAAUUUUCACUUGGGUAAAUAAAUACAUUUGACUUUUCAUUCUCUAGGUAUCCCAUAUAUACAUUUAUACUAUCUACUACUAUUAAUAUCUAAAUUAAUCUGGAACUGAAGUAUAUAUUGGAACGUUGAUAUGGUUUUUUUUGCAUAUUAGUGUUAUGAAUAGUAACCUGUAUUCCCAGCGCUAUAGUGUCCCCUCCCCUACCCCUUCCGGUGCAAAAAUAAUAUUUAAAAAAAUUUUUUUUUUUUAAAUGUGCUUACCUUUUUCCAUCGCCAUAGAAGUAGCAGAGGAGUCAUGGCCUCUUCCGGCGUGAUCUAAUGCUACUCCAUAAACAAGUGCCGUGUGCAUUCAAACUUCCCCAUAAGGAAUCCUUAAAUAAAAGCAUUCCUACUGGGCAACUGCUAGUAUAGUUGGCCUUAACCCAACAAUGUUUCUCAAAAACGGCAAUGUUUUACAUUGCAGGGUUACGAGGACAGGAACACUGCACCCAGAUCACUUAAUUGAGAUAAAGGGUUUUGAGUGUCUAUAGUAUCCCCUUUAAAGCCUCUAGUACAUAAUACAGUUGUUACAUAUCUUCUGGAAUUGAUAAAGACCAGAACAUUACCCGCCCGUUGUGGGCAACUGAUAAAAAGACCAUUCUUCAUUAGAGUUACUGCUUGACUAGGAGACAAAACUGCAGAGUUUUCACAAAAACCACAGUUUGCUGGCAGACCUAAAAUCUAAACUAAUGAGGAUUCCAAAGCAGUGUUACAGAAGCAAAUUUUGUAUUUUUGUGUAUGUGAUAUGCUGUGUGAGAAUUUGUAUCUGCUGGGUUAAGAGAUUACUCCUUUAACCUUGCAGUGACGGUAACAAUGAUUGUGUUUUCCAAACACUGUGAUAUUUCCAUUCAAGCCAUAGAGGCUGUUUUCUUGUCCUCCGAGUGGAAUAGACUCAUGUUUGUCCGUCCAGUCUCUGCCAGCAUUAAAUUCCUUCUUUGUUAUCAAUUGUAAUGGCUCCAGAAGUCACUAUCUGCUCAGAGAUCCUUUCCUAAAAUACUUGUAAUCGUUUGCCAAACGAAACAUCAAAUUGUUUCCACUGUGAUCUGGGACUGUGGCUCUGUACAUUUUACAGCAAAGUAUAGUAUCAGUCAGCCUUUGGUCUGUUUACCUUCAUAUUGUGGAGCUGUUUCCACAUUUAUUCAUUUUCCUUUAUAUUUGUGUUUUAUCUCAUGUGUGAUGUGUUGCCAGUGAGGGCAAUGUAUACAUCCGUUCACGCUUUUGCUUCCUAAUCUGGUCAGGAUGAUAUAUGAUCUUUGAGUAGACGACAACCAGUUUGCUGCUUUUCAUAUCAGAGGUUAUAUGGCAAAGUAUAAAUAAGGUGUUCAAAGGGAAACCGUCCAUUCUCUGGAAAUUUUGUCCCCGACUAAGACCUUAACAAUAUAUUUUUUUAAAAAGCUAGCAAAUGCAAUCACAUUCAGUUUCAGUCCAGCCAGUUUCUAAAGUGGUCUAAAUGAAUAAUAGUGGAACAAUCCCCAUGUAAACCAAUGGACCAGCAAGCACACCUAUUAGUGAUUCCUCCCACUUUACAUUUUUGCACCACUUUUUAGAAGACAUUUUGAUAAAUCUCCAUUGUUUUUUUCCCUUCGAUAUAAGGUAUAUAUUUUUAGAAAAAGUAUUUCUAUAUAUUGAAGGCAGCAAAGCAAGGAUGUCUACUCAUGCUAUCUCUAUUCUUCUUGCAGGAAGAAGGAAGAGAUCAGAGUCAUCGUUACUGGCCAAAACUUGGGUCCAGGCAGAAUUCUGCCACAUACGGAAAGUUUAAAGUGACCACUAAUUUCCGUACGGAUGCUGGUCGCCAUGCUAUUACAGGGUUGAAAGUUAAUCACUUGCUGUCUGGUCAGGAAAGGACCAUUUGGCAUCUGCAGUUUACGGACUGGCCAGAUCACGGUUGUCCAGAAGAGGCCCAGGGAUUUUUACGUAAGACGAUUUAAAUAUAUAUUUUUUUAAAUUGCUUUAUUUUUAAUUGUUUUUCUAAAUGUAUCCUGCCAUCUAAUAUCCAUUAUCUCCAUUUUAAUCUUGUUGUUGACCCUUUCUCUUUAAUUGUUCUCUUAAACAGUUUAUUUGGAAGAAAUCAAUAUGGUGUAUUCACAUGCCAACAGUAUGCAGGACACAAGCAGCCACUGUAACCCACCGAUUGUAGUCCACUGCAGUGCUGGAGUUGGAAGAACUGGAGUAGUUAUAUUGACAGAGCUGAUGAUGCGCUGCUGGCAAGCUAAUGAGGUGGGGGACGGGAUAUUAAAGUCAAUUUAAAAAAAUGUAACAAACUUUCUAACACGAGCAAUAAAUAAUACAAAAAAGAGAAGUAAAAUACAUAGCACUUAGGAUCAGCAACAGCAUACAAUCUUGUAAUUUCUCCUUGCAUAACCUGGGACAGAUGCAAAAAAACAAACAAAAAAAACCUGCUGUAUCUCAUUGUUGAAGCCCUCAAGUUUGAGGGGCAGGGAGGGUUAUGAACUGGACGUAGGCUCACUGGUAUGCCUUAAUAUUAUGAAACUAUCAAAAUUAGUUUUCCAACCUAAUGGGAAACACCAAAUAUUGCCUCUGACCAGUUAUUUUACAAUGAAUUGUGUGUACAAAUCACAAAAUCUAAUGUGCCGUGGUUUGUUUGUUAGUAAUAUUUAGUAUAUAAUGUUGUAAUAUAAACCAUUUUUGAAAAACCUAUUUCUAUAGGGGUGAUUUUUAAAGUUUUCUUUGUGUUAUUGUAUCAUACACCCUCUAGUAUAAUGACGUAAUGUUCCUUGAGUGAGAAUAGGCUGUGCAGGAAGAUGUCUGCAAACAAUGACAAAGAGGAAAAUAUUAGAUUCUGUAACUGAAUUUGAAACCAUAAAAGUGUGUCACACCAAUCCUGCUUUUUUUUUUUUUUUUUGUCUCCUCCCCAGAAUGUUGAAAUCCCAGCUAUGCUGAAAUAUCUCCGCGACCAAAGGGUGUUUAUGAUUCAGACUAUUGCACAGUAUAAAUUUGUCUAUCAAGUACUUAUCCAGUUUUUCGAAAGUACCAGACUGGUUUGAUACAUUUUGGUCCUUGUGAAGACCAGAAGUCAGUUCGCCAGUUUGGUGACCUGCCCAUCCCGCAAUGUUGUCAUAGACUAUAUCCUACAUUUGGAAGACUUUUUUGCAUAUAUUUUUUUUAAGUGGACUUUUAACACACCGCUUGGGUUUUUCAAUAAUUUGCACCCCAUUUUUUUUUCUUUUUCUAAAGAUAAUUUAUUUUCUCAAAAGCUAUUUAUACAAGAAAUUUAAUAUUUUCUACAAUGAACCAUAGUUUCGUUGUGAUAUAUGAAUGUUGCAAGUGUUAAAUGUGUAUAUAUUUUUAAUCACAUAUUAUGGUUUUUAUAUCUUAAUGAAAUAAAAAUAAAA
This is a messenger RNA of Pelobates cultripes (western spadefoot toad), 81651 nucleotides long. Lineage: Eukaryota; Metazoa; Chordata; Amphibia; Anura; Pelobatidae. The record is from the annotation of a GenBank genome assembly.